This is a messenger RNA of Podarcis lilfordi (Lilford's wall lizard), 48591 nucleotides long. The record is from the annotation of a GenBank genome assembly. NCBI's taxonomy places the organism in Eukaryota, Metazoa, Chordata, Lepidosauria, Squamata, Lacertidae.
AGUUGAAAACUGAUAGCAUAAGUCAUAACAAGUCUAAAACCAUCUUGGCGAGGCCACUAUUUUUAACAAAGCCAACACGCUCCUCUCUCCCAUCUAAGCCUGCUCUCAUAAGAACUCACGUAAGCAAGGUGGAGCAACACACAACCACUGUGGUCCAGUGAUUCCUCUGAUGGAAAACUAAAGCUUUCCUUGCCACAGAUCACGCAGCAGGGAGCACCACUUGUGAAGAUGCGAAGACACACAAUUUUGCAAAGUGAGCUGAAAUUUAAGCCUGGCUGGUUUCAAAACGACACCCUGAAACGAUGCACAGCUCUGGGACACAGCAGCUGCAGGGUUCAGUUACUGCCACUUGCAAAAUCUUGCAACUCUUUUGUAGCUGUGGAGUUGAAGCCUUAGCCUUACAGGACCAUGUGAAGCACCUUUUCUGGAAUUAAGAAGCUUCUUGCCUAACCACCUUAUUUCCUGAACUGAGCUUCUGUGGAACAGGCAGUUGUUCCAGCUGUGACCUGGAGGUAAGAGUUCUUAAAGAACAUAAAGAGCAUGGUUCCAAUCAAUUUAACAUGAGAAUGACUGACAGAUUUUCUUAGCUGUUGUGAUUAAUAAAAGAGGAUAAGUAUAUGCACUUCCUUCUAAUCAAAGGGGAUACAAAUGAGUUAGUAUCGGAUAGAUCAAUCAUUUCCCUUUCUUGUGCAAAUGAUGCAUGCGUUUACUGGUUCGAAAUACAAUUUCCCAUUCACUCAGACUACUGCAAAAGGUUUUCCUUGUGUACAAAUGCAACAGGGUUUAGAAUUUGGGGUUUUGAAACAGUUAUUGCAUAGAUCCUAUUUAGACCAUAUUCUAGGGCCAAAAUGUUUCUUUGAGAAUACUUUCUAGGUAACACAAUUGUAAUUUAUGAAAUAUUGUCUCAUCUUUUUAACAUGCUUCCAAUAUAUGCCUUACUAGGAUUACAGUAACAACCAACAUUACGAUACUCUCACCGGAAGGGGGAAAAUUCACAAAGCUGAUAAGGUACAAUUAUAAUAAUUCCUAGUGUAGUUGGUCUGCCUUACUGAGGAGUUAAGACACAGAAUUGCAUCUCCUUCCAAUACAGCAUAGAGUUAUAUUUUCCUGUCAAUUCCUUGGCCACCUACAGCAAUCUCUUCCUCUGAUUCUUGCUAUCCUGGGCAGGCAGCAAAAGUUUGCUAAAGUUCCUUUUAUAAUCUGCUAUACAUGACUGGUGGACUGCAUUUAGUCAGAUGGGUCACAGGCUCAUAGUCAGCAUUCAGUAUCCUUGGGCAGCUGCCAGAGACUCAGAAUCCCACAAGGGCCGCUCUUGAGCAUUUUAUGCCGGGUGGCAGACAGCUAGGCUACGAGCCGCCAUUUUAAAUUUCCCAGGGCACUGUGGGAAAUAAAAAUGGUGGCUUGUAGCCACUCAUGACUGCUGGGCUCCAAUACAGAGUGGGGCACUUAGGGCUAUUUCCCAAAUGCCCCUUUGAACUUAGGAAUUGGCCUGCUUUUUUGCUGUGUCAUCUUUAACAAGCGUUUGUGUGUGUUUUUAAAAUCCUAUGAAAUAAAACAGCAGCAAAAAAGUUGAUUUUACGAUGCUGGGGUGACAAUGUUUGCUGAUUCUCUGCCUUAGAAGGGAAGACCUACAAUUAAUUAAAAGAUCCACAGAGAAAGCAGCACACACACAAACUGCUGUAGAAAAUAAGUGGGCCACCAGGCAAUACCCAGUAUUUAUAAUGGCUCAUUAAAAACAAAAGUUACAGGACAGCACACGUUAUUAAUGAAGUGGGAAUUAGGUGUGUGGUCAAAUACUUUUUUAAAAAAAAUAAAAAAUCCACCUAUCCUUUCAGACUUUCCUAUUGGUACAUUUCCUUUUCUUUCUUUCUUUUUAAAAAAGAAGCCUUGAGUUUAAACCUUGUGCUAGCACAUAUGGAACACAAUGUUAAUGAUGCAGAAGAGACCAUUUUUCACUGUUUCAGACUUUUACAUCCAUUACUCUCCUGUUUAUUAAGCCCAUGAGGUUCACAGUACAGAAUUUAUUUGCAAAUCCUACUCCCCUACAACUUUUAAGCCAAAGGCAUUAGGAAAUAAAUGGACAAAAGAAAAGAAAAGAAAAACAGGAAAGGUUAUUGUUUCAAAUAUCUGUAUAUCAUUUCAGCAAAAACAAACCACAAGCCAAUGCUGCUGUUGGGAUUUUAAAAAAUAAUAAUAAUUUUCCUUUGCAGAACAUACAUUUGCUAUGUGAGCAAUAAAUCUUGUAUCUGGCAGAUCGUUCUGUGUGGGCUACCAACCAGUAUUUCAAAAUCUCAAUGUAUUGUAAAUGUAGCUCCCAACUGUGUGCUAUUCAAUUUAGCUGAAACACACAAAUACCCUGGAUUUGCCCAGAAGUACCUGUAAACAUCUGAGGUGGUGUUCUGCAAACAAAGGCAAAUCAUUUGGGGAAAUUUCUACGCAAAUCUAAUUUAUUUUUCUUUAUAAAGAUGCAUUUGUAGAACACCAGCUCAGAUAAAUGAUUAAGGUGGUGUACAGGGGGAAAGCAGGCGCAAUAAAGCACAAUAAACCAUAAAACAAUGCAAAAUAAUUAUUAAAAAUGACUAUCUCUUCUUGAAAAGGCCUGCUGGCAUUAAAAUAUAUCCAAGAGAGACCUGGAAGUUAGCAGCGAGGAUGCCUGAAUCUCUGCUGGACAAGCGUUUCACAGCAUAGUCUGGUAGGAUAGCAAAGAUGCCACCCGCUGUUGCUAAUCUGCCCCUAUUGGCAGUUUAGUGGCUGCAUUCUGCACUAGCUAGUGCAAAUAGACAGGGCCCAGGACAGCCCUGCGCAGAGCGCAUUCCAGUGAUCCAGUCUUAAGGCUAGCAAUGCAUGGACUAGAGUGGCCAGGCUGUGCAGAUACAGCUGUAGCGGUGGCACCAGAUGAAGAUAGCAAAAGACGCUCCUUUCAAUAGCUCUGAGGUGGGUGCAAGCGUCUUUGCUCACAUUAAGAAGGCCAUUGCAGGCACAAAUAACCUAUUUUCUCAGCAUCAAUGCUGAAACACAUAAUCCCCCCCCACUACAUGUCACAAUAUGUGGCGCUGUGGUCGAAACCACUGAGCCCCUUGGGCUUGCCGAUCAGGUCAGCGGUUCGAAUCCCCGUGACGGGGCGAGCUCCCAUUGCUCUGUCCCAGUUCCUGCCAACCUAGCAGUUCGAAAGCACACCAGUGCAAGUAAAUAAAUAGGCACUGCUGCGGUGGGAAGGUAAAUGGCAUUUGCCUGCGCUCUGGCUUCCGUCAUGGUGUUCUGUUGCGCCAGAAGCAGUUUAGUCAUGCUGGCCACAUAACUCCAGAAAGCUGUCUGUGGACAAAUGCUGGCAAAGUAGAGAUGAGCGCCGCACCCCAUAGUCGCCUUUGAUUGGACUUAACCGUCAUGGGGUCCUUUACCGUUUUUUACAUGUCCACUGACUGGCAGCACCCACAAUUUUUACCUGCCAUUCUCCAGCUGGACAGUGGCGUUCUCAGAGCCUCUCUGCCCUGCAGUAACGUCCCCUUGAGCAUGUGCAGAGUGCUCCAAGCAAUUAACCGGGGGGGGGGCGAAAUAAGCCUUCCCAGACAACGCUGGAAACCGACACCCCCUCUCUCUUUUAAAACACACCAGCAUAUAAAACCCGCUGCGCUGCAAGCAGAGGUGCGUUGGCAACCACGGCUGGCGACUGCAGCCCAGGGCGAGAGUCCAGAGGCGGCAUGUGCUGAAGGGGCGGCACUCUCCGCCCGUGGCCGCGCGCCCCUCCGAGCAGGCCCGCCCCUCGCCUUCGCUGCGCGGGCUUUCCGCUUCCCCCUUCCGCGGGCCGCUUCCUUUUCCGCCGCGGAGCCGCCUGGCCAAAGCUCCGCUGCCGCCUGCUGCCUCCCAGCGGAGCGAGCGAUGCCCGGGGCCGCGCGCUAGGAAGCCCUGGGCCCACUCCAGGUGAGGGUGGAGCGGCGCGCCCUGCUUCGCAUGCGCUCCCGAUGCGCGCGAUGCCCCUGUCGGGUCCCAGGGGGCGAUAGACUCCGGCGGGGAAGGACAAAGGCGGCCGCCGGUAAGUUGCUGGCGAGGGGCGUGACUCUCCGCUCCUUAUAUGGAGGGGCGGCGGAGGGAGCGUUGCUUUAUAGACCUUUGCAUUCUCGCAUCUUUUUUUUUUUACACACACACACACACACACACACACACACACACACUCACACACACUUUAAUUAAAAAUAAAAUCGUAGUGAGUGAGUUGGCAUCGUUUGUCUCGGAGAAACAAUUGUUUACCAAAUCGUAGGAUUUGCAAUGAUGUUCCCCCGCCCCCAAUGUAUUAUAAUCUAGUGUUUUCUGUGAUCCAAGCUUUUUGUCGCUGGGGAAAUUGAGGCUGGUCGCUAGCGACUUGCUCCAGAAGAGGAAAGUCCUGCUGUAUUAACAUGAUAGAUGUGGAUCUAUGAUAGAUGUGGAUCUGUGACGGUCUUGAGCCCAGGGCAGAGUUCAGCAUUGGCCUCUGGCUCACCUGGGGUCCACCACUAUCAGUUGAAGGUGCAGGAAUGGCAUUAAUGUUACUUGGUUUGGGUCAUGAAAGCACCCCAGUUGGUGUGUCCAGCAGCAGAAAUAGCACCAGAGCGCUUUAUUUAUUAGGGUUGUCAGAGAUUCUGUGAGGUAAGGUACAUCCUGUACUUCAGAACGCUUACGUUCCACAAGAAUUUGUUUGCUUUGAAAAUUUAUUCCACACCUAGCUUUCGAAAAGAAACUCGAUUUGGCUAACGGGUCACAACAGUUAAGAUCAAAAUGUUAACACCAGAAACUUAAACAAUAAUACAGAUUCCAAAACAGCCCAGGGAAAUUAAAACAUUGGGUAUAAACCAACUGAAGGAGAAACCAUCAGCCUUUUCAAACAAUUGUGCUUAAUGGAUCCCCCCAUUUCUCAAGAGUCCCAUUGAGAACUUAAGUGUAGAAAUAAUAUUGCAAAAAUGCUUUGUGUGUACCAUUCCCUCAAGUUUUCCUGGGCAUGGCAGCAAGCAAGCCAACAAAAAACUGUUGGUGGCCCUUUAAUUGGACUGAGUAUGACAUGCCACUAGGUAAGGGUUGCACCCCUCCUGUGAUGACUUUCCUUUGAUUUCUCACUUCUGGCAUUAAUACCAGGAGAGUGUGGAGACCAGGAGCUGCCAUAGCCAACAACAGUGGUGCCCCGCAAGACGAAUGCCUCGCAAGACGAAAAACUCGCUAGACGAAAGGGUUUUUCGUUUUUUGAGCUGCUUCGCAAGACGAUUUUCCCUAUGGGCUUGCUUCGCAAGACGGAAACGUCUUGCAAGUUUCUUUCCUUUUUCUUAACACCAUUAAUACAGUUGCGACUUGACUUCGAGGAGCAACUCAUAGAACGCAGUGUGGUAGCCUUUUUUGAGGUUUUUAAAGACUGGUGAUUUUUGAAGCUUUUCCAAAACCUUCCUGCCACCGUGCUUCGCAAGACGACAAAACUCGCGGAACGAAUUAAUUUCGUCUUGCGAGGCACCACUGAACUGGGUUUUCUCUAAUGCUCUGGGCAGGAGGAAGUGAAGAUAAGGUGGCUAUAUGGAAGAGAGGAAAAACAGCAGGAACUGUGACUGGACCAGAGUAGCCAACUACUUUACUGGGGAAAAUGUUAUCAAAGCUGUCUCUUUAAACCAUAAACGAAUGCCCUUAGAUAAAUAGAGGAGCUAUCCUAAUGGAGAGAAAGCACAUGGAGCAACAUGUUUUUGCAUAUACUUUGCUGUGCCAGCUCCAUGGAUUGGGCUCUUUCUUAGGAACUGGACCAGCUUUGGAUCCAGUGGGCCCAUCCCUGCCCUCCACUCCUGAAAUGCAUCAUUUGGGGGCCUUACACUAGCUGCCGCUGGUGAGACCACUACUGCUAGUAGCAGGUGCUGUGCUUUCAGCAGGUGCCUCCACAGCAGCAGAGCCCAUUGGAGGGACAUCUCUGCCAAAUCCUAACCCACACUAGCACCAUGGAUUGCGGAUUAGGAUAGUUCUGUAAGUGAAUUGCAUCUGGUUGAUAAGUAGGUGUUUCGCACCCAAGGGGCAGCACGGGGAUUGAUUCUCACAGACAUGCUCGUAUCUCUGGUGUUAGGCAGUUAUGGAACUGGCUUAGUGAUCAGCUUACGAACCAGGGUUCCUGGAUAUCUGCAGGCUAUGCAUUUUAUUUAAUUAGUACACUUAUAUGCUUCCUUUGGGGGGGGGGGGGAGUUCUGUGCAGCUUCCAGGCUUCCCAUUCAGGCAGUGUCCCAUCCAGCCAAUGAGCAGGCUGAGAGAGCUACAGCGUAACAGCAUUAUGUACCCUGAGUCCAUUCUCUAAAGGCCACCUGUGCACAAAGUUGGGUGAAUCUGGUGAAAUGUGUUGCCACCCUUUGGAUACACAGAGAAAUGAAAGAGUGCCAAUUGACUUUUCUUCUCAAAGGCAUCACAGAAUCAUAGAAUAGAAUCAUAGAAUCAUAGAGUUGGAAGAGACCACAAGGGCCAUCGAGUCCAACCCCCUGCCAAGCAGGAAACACCAUCAGAGCACUCCUGACAUAUGGUUGUCAAGCCUCUGCUUAAAGACCUCCAAAGAAGGAGACUCCACCACACUCCUUGGCAGCAAAUUCCACUGUCGAACAGCUCUUACUGUCAGGAAGUUCUUCCUAAUGUUUAGGUGGAAUCUUCUUUCUUGUAGUUUGGAUCCAUUGCUCCGUGUCCGCUUCUCUGGAGCAGCAGAAAACAACCUUUCUCCCUCCUCUAUGUGACAUCCUUUUAUAUAUUUGAACAAUCGUGGAAUGGCUCCCUCUUAUUGCCUUUGACUCUUUCUCUCUCGUUUCUUUUUCUCUCGACUGGUCUCCAUCUCACCCUUGCCGGAAAGGACUCCUGAGCUGGAAGAGCCAACAUGAAAGGUGAAGAAACUCGGCAGCGGAGAAAGGAAGGCAGAACUCGCAAUGGAGAGCGGUCCAGGCACAAAGCAAAGGGCAAGGGUAAACACAAAGAGAGCAAACUUGGCAGCCAGGGGACAGAGGAUGGCUCUUUGCUGCUGCCUCAGAAGCAGCCUGCUGAAGCAAAAGUGGCAAUGGCAAAGCUUCAGGAGGAGUCUGCCAUCGUGAUUGGCCUGCAGGUGCUCCUGCCGUACAUGAUGGCGGGCAUGGGCAUGGUUCUUGCAGGGAUGGUCUUGGAUUACGUUCAGGUAGGAAGAACAGAACGUUCUGUGCAUUUGCUUCUUUGUGUUCUGUGACUAGAGGGCAGGAUCUGUGAUGUUUCUCUGCUAGCUGUCAACAGCCCAGGGCAGUUAAAACUCAAGAUCUCAUAUUGUUUGGGGUAGCUAAUUCACACCCACCUCGUUGUCCAUAGUUGCAAAAUCCCUUUGCCUGUAUUUACUUCAAGACUAAGGCUGAAUUUCUGCAAACACUUUAUAUGGGAUGUUAUGUAAGUCCUGCAAGUCUGCUGAACUUAGUAAAUAUGCAUGGAGUAGGGGUGUACUGGUAUUUUUCUUGGGUGCCUAAGUUCCUUAGUUGAUUCAAGAAUUAGAACACUGUGUCACUGUGUCCCUUCCUGGCCCAGGGCUGUUUAGAGAUGGCUUCUGUAUAUAACAUCUACAGAUUCUGCUGUUCUCUAUUCCUAUCUCUGCUAGCUGCUAAUGUUACGUAUUUAUUGCUUUAAUCUUGCUUUGUGUACUGUCUUAAGUGCAAUAGCUGUAGAUAAUGUCUGAAAUAAAUAGUCUUAAACACAAACUCUUAUUUAUUUAUUUCAUUAUUUUAAAAAUUUAUACACUGCUUGAUUGUAAACAACAAUAAAGCGUUUUGCAAAAGGAUGAAACAAUAAAACCAAGAAAAAAAAUUACAGUCCUAAACUCAGAGGUUUGUCCUAUUGCUAUCAAUUAGAUGUGUCUACAUUGGAUUAAAGUCUUAAACAAACAAGGUUUUAAAAGUAUUAAAUCAAGUAUUGAUUUUUUUUUUAACUAGAGACAGGUGACUCAACCCUCUGCUUUAUUUUUAUAUUAAUGUUUUCUGUAUAUUCUAUAAGUUAAAACUAGAAUUUGAAUAAGUACUUCCUAAUGGGUGCUUUUUUAAGGACUGCAAUCCUUUUCUCUCACUACCUGAUUUAUUUAACUAGCAAGGCACCAGGUCAUGCUGCCCCUUAUCUAUCAGAUAGGAGGAUUACACUGAGACAACAGGGGGCGGGGCGGAGAACCUUUCCUGCAUGUCCUGACCACUUUAACAGAGCUGAAGUUAAUAUUUCUCCUGGAUAUUUAGCAAAUCAGAAAGGUCCCAUAAGGUUAGAGGUCCCACCUAUUUCAAAUUGACGCUGUGUUCCAGAACUCAUUUUAUUGUACUAGGUAAUAAAGGACAUACUGUACACGCUAUUGAGAAUCCCUGUAUAAACAGACACCUUAUUAUUGUUUUUAAUAUGUACCCUUUUAAGACGGUUAAAUCGCUACAGUCAAACCUCGGCUGUCGAGCGGAAUCCGUUCCGGAAUCCCUUUUGGCUUCCGAAAUGUUUGACAGAUUCUGAUUGGUUGCAGGAGCUUCCGGCACUGUUCAGCUUUUGAAAAACGUUCAAAAACCUGAGCAUUUACUUCCAGGUUUUCAGUAUCCGGGAGCCAAAACGUUCCAAAAUGGAGGCAUUUGGUAGCCGAGGUUUGACUGUAUUAAUUAUUUUUAUUCAUUUUUAUUGGAUUUUAAUAGCAACAGUGCAAACAAAUAAAAAAUCAAGAUUCACCAUUCAAAGGAAGGACAUGUUAUCCUCAUCCAAUAAAGAGAAUCGUGACACUGGGAAUGGGGAUCCUCUGGCCCUAAUCCAGCGCACCAGGCCUCACAAUCUGGGCCCCAGGCCAUGACGCUGAAGAGAAGAAAGGGUCUAGUUUUCAUUCCCAUUGUGGCAUGGCUCUAAACCCAGGACACAAAGCUUUCCAUUGAGGUAAUGCCUGAAAAAGGUUCUCUAUGUCUGUUCUGUUGUAUAUCCAUUGCGUCUAUCAAGGUCCUCUUGAUUUAGCUGUGGGGAAGUUCAGUCAACUUUGCCUAUCUCUCUUUUACUUCCUAAUUGACAAUAACUGUGAAGUGCUUUGGAAGUCUAGAAUCAUAGAAUCGUAGAGUUGGAUCCUGUAGCCCAGCCCCCUGGAAUACAGGAAUCUCAACUGAAGCAUCCAUGGCAGAUGGCCAUCCAACCUCUGCUUAAAAACCUCCAAGGAAAGAGAGUCCACAACCUCCCGAGGGAGACUGUUCCACAAUGUGCAGCAGAAGUGCAGUAGAAAUGCCACAUGUUGGAUUUUUACCGACGUUUAUGCUCUUAAAUAUGUUGUUGAAGUCACUUGGGUGCCUUUCUGUAUAACAAGCAACUAACGAGGUCAAUAGAUAAUUAUUAAUAUAAAAAAUGAGUAUUGGAGACCAACAACUAGAUCUGUUUGUCUAGUUAGCUAGCUAUCUUUGUUUGAAAGCACUUCAUCCUUGACUGGCUGACUUGGAUUGUUAUUUUGGUUUUGAUGGCAUUUCUUAUUUAUUUGUGUGGUGUGUAGGUGUCUUGUUUAUCUCUUUAGUGCUUCGAGGUGCAGGGCACCAUACGGGAGUCUUAUAAUGAAAAGAAAACUCCUGUUCCCAAGUGUGCACAGAUACGUAAGCUUAUUUAUUUCUGUGCUGACAGAGGCAUUCCUCUUGGCUGGAGACACCUUAACUGUGUAAUAAAGGAAGAAAGAAAUUGUACACUCUCAGGUCUCCUGAGCUAACUGGCACUUUCUGAAUAUUGAUUUGUUGCCUGUAGGCUUUUUUAUGGUGCUUGCUUAAUAAUGGACGGAUAUGGAGAGCAAUAAACUCAUUCACCCAAGACUGUUGAACCUUACUGAAGGCCAUGCUUGCUACCACAUCCCAGUAGGAACUGGAACUGCUCCCUGUGCCAUGGAAUUGCUGUGUGUGAGAGGGAAAGCAGCAGAGAGAGCAGGUGAUGGGAAAUGGCAGAGAUCGAACUGAACGCAAUUUUGGAGCCCCAUCACCUCUGUGGGAAAUGGGCUACAAGGAGUCCCUGCUCUUUUAACUCUCAGCAUGGGUUGUAAGAUUUAGCAUGAAGGCUGGGGGAAAUUGGUUGAUAAAGUAAAUGAGUGGCAGUGAGGUUUGGGAGCUGGAGUCACCACCCUGCCAUUUUGGAGAUGUUUCUGUGACAUGGCCUGCCUUUAAUAUGUUUUCAUGUAUGUGUAUUUUGUACAUACAGCAAGGCAAGUGGCUACUAAGGAGAAGGGCUGGCUUUGGUGGCACCCUGGCUGUAGAAUUGCCCCUUCCCCUCACAAAAGGCCUGCCUGGUGUCCUUUUUAUGGUGCCAAAAAGCUAUUUUCCCCCACCUUUUUUUAAAAAAAGUUGUUUUAAAUAAGCCUCUCACACCAUUUCAUAGAAUUGUAGAGUUGGGAUUUGAGAGAAAUAAUCUCUCUCUCUCUCUCUCUCUCUCUCUCUCUCUCUCUGUGUGUGUGUGUGUGUGUUUUAAUCUAAUUGUUUUAUUCUGUUUCCACUAGAAAGAUUUUUUUCAUUGUUUUCUAAGUACAAUCGUACCUCAGAAGUUGAACGGAAUCCAUUCUGGAAGUCCGUUUGACUUCCAAAACAUUUGGAAACCAAAGCGUGGCUUCCAAUCGGAAGCCGCAGAAGCCCCGUCAGAUGUUCGACUUCCAAAAAUAGUUCGCAAACAAAAGAUAGUCACUUCUGGGUUUGCGGCGUUCAGGAGCCAAAACCUUCGAGAACUAAACUGUUUGUAAACCAAGGUAUGCCUGUAUUGCGUAUUGUAUUGUUAAUACUUUAAUUUGUUUUGACUUUUGGGCAUCCGAACUGUGUCAAGAGUGUUUGCUGGUGGGCAGCCAUACUUAAUCAGGGAAUCUCGUUCUGACCCUGUCCGUUGGCCAGAGAGACCUAAGGACAGUGUGCACCCCCUGCCUCCCAGAAAGAAAAGAUUAUGUGAAGGGGGAGACCAGUGUGAACCUCCCCCGCCCCCAGCAGUCAGCUGGAGGAGAAGCAGCUCUGGGGAGUUUGCUUUCCACCCCCUCCCUUCCAGAGAGAAUACUCAGCUCAAACUGCCAGUUGUUUUCAGACUCUGAAGGGAAACACCGUGAUUAAGGGGAUCUGGGUGUGGGUAGUAGGUGUGAAGGGGAAUCUGAAGCACCCCUCCAUGCUGCCAUUUCUGGAAGGCAACAAGGGACGUGAAUAUUGUUUUUCUGAAAGUGAUGCUGUUCCAUAGGAACAGGAAGCCUGAAGAGGUUUUAUUUCCUCUUCCUGUGCAGCAAGGUAAUGUCUAAGGACCAUUCAGCUGAUACUAGAUGCAGAUGUGCUAGGUUUAAGCCAGGCAUGUGUCUAACUGAGUAGAUGCCUAUUCCCCGUGGUGAGGAAAGCAUGUAAAAAGAUUAGUGGCAAGGCAGAUAUUAUCACUGAAAACUUUAAAAAACAACAACAAAAAACCACCCAGCUUUUGUCAGAAAGGCUUCCUUAUUCAGUCCUCAUGAUCAACCCACUUUUAGUAAUCAGAGUGAAAUCUGCAGGGAUGCUUGCAGAGAUAAAGUGGGCGUUAGAGUUGUGUAGCACCAUUUGAAGGAAAGGCUGCUUUGCGAGGAUCUGUGGUACCAAAAAGUGGCACAGAACAGAACAAAAAAUAAAUAACAGAACAGAACAAAAAUCAGGUAAGUUUGUUACCUGAAACGUCUAGUCCUCCAAAUGCCUGCAAAACUUCCAUUAAAAGAAAACAUGACCCUCCACAUCUUUAAUUUGGGGGUGCUAUCGCUUUUUAGAAAAUUAUUUAAACAUUCAGAUUUCUAUCCAUUUUUUAUUAUAUCCCUUUUGAUCCAAAACUAGACUCAAGGUGGCGCUGAAUGACAAAAACUACACCACAAACUAUUUGCCAUCCAAUUAAUGACAGCCCCCUUCUGGUCUCACUCAUAAUCAAGAAUGUGUACUGAGAUUUUCUUCUUAAAGAAUUGAUCAAAGGGGAUGACAACAUAUCUCAGACAGAAACUUCCCACAUCUAAAUUCCCACACAGUUGACAAAAUUUGAACCACCUGGGCCAGAACUUUCCCACCCGGAUUCCACGAAGGGGUUGGGCUGAUAGAGCCCCACGGAUCAUUUUUACACUAGUGUGUGCCAAAUGCCCUUUCUCUCAAGCCACCACGGACUGUGUCACUUUUUUCCUUCUUCUUUCGUCUUUUUUAAGCUAUGCAUAACAGUGCCUUGCAGACUUUUAGGACAGGAAGUAAAAACAAACAAACAAACAAACCACAUAGAACCAACCCCCCUGGAAACUUUUCCACUGACUAACAAGACUAAAGAACUACCUUAAAUAAAACUUGUGCACAGACUCUUAUCACAGGCCUUUGCAUAGUAGCUGAAGGCUGAAGUGAUGACAGCAGAUAAGGGUGUUAGCCUUUGAAGCUCAUUGGUUUUUGCUGUGGAAUUUUUUUUCUUCUUCUGAAAGUCAGUCUUUUAGAGACAAGCAACCACAUAUUUCCUGAACUUUUACACCCUUAGCAAAGCUUGGGGAAACAGAGAGAAGAAAAGGGAGCAGAGGGACAAGAGUGCCUUUCCACUUGGUACAUCUCCUAAGCUAUUCCUCUUGACCUCUUCAGUGGGACCAGCCUCCUAUCCCUGAUGACCUUUCUUCACCUUGAGGAAACAAGAGGGAAAACAAGAGAAAACUGAAGAGUUCAUUACCCUCCGCCUCCUUGACUCGGGACGGCAAGCAAGUAUAGUUCAGUGUCAACACAUGAUGAGCUGGAAGCAGUUGUGACCGUUUCAACAGCACAGGAUUACAUUUUCAACCAUCGUAUUUGUAACUUGAGGAGAAAGGACACCAGUGACUGAAAUAUUCAAGAGGGAUCUGUGCACAGUCUGUUACGCUUCAUGCUGGUGGAACUCAGUGCCAUAGCUUAAGCCGGUCUUUCUGGUUUCCAUCCAGGUUGCUGAAGUCACCGAAGAAGUGGUUUUGUAUGUAUUUAUCCGUAAACAUCUUAACAAUCAAAUUCCUUCCUCUGGAUUCUGUUUCCUUUCUGGAGUAUAAUGUAAAGAAGGAGCUGCCUUGAAGCGUUAAUGAAAGCUGCAUUUAUCUAAGACAAAUGGAAUUUAGAAAGUAGCCUUGUGGUUCUUUGGUGGAAGAGAGAAGACUGCAAACAGAAGACACGUGGUGGCAGAACCCUGACUUAAAAAGUGCCUUAGGCUCUGGAAUGUACAACUGAAAGUGAGGACCACCUCCAUAUCCUGGAUUUCCUCCAGCCCACCUGCUUCUUGAGUAUGCGUUAAUGGCGCUCAGUCAUGGUGGUCACGCAGCUGAAAUUGGAGCUGUGCUUCCAUGGGAAAAAACUCAGAGGUUUCACCUGCAGGUACAUCAGAUCAGUCAGUGGAUUCCUUCCAGAAACAUCGUUCACCAUAGCAUCACAGAUUUUUGUGCCAUUCAUCCUUUCAGGUUUCGGCCUGUUAUUUGCUGGAUUGUUGAUCGAUACUGUUCAAGUAUGUAUGGGCUUUCAAGUACGUUAGUAACACCAUUGGUAAAUGUUGCCUGGGUGACUUUGAGCAUCACUUUUUAAAUUGUGGGUACCUAGGAACUACAAGCAGUGUUGUGUGCUUCCUUGUCUGUGGGGAAAGUGCCUUCCAUGGGCACGCUAGGGUCACAAAGAGGUAUUUCAGAGGAAAGCUCUCGUUCAUUUUCAAGGCACAUGACUUUAUCUAACUGUCCGGGAGCACAGCUACUAGGAUGAGUUGUAUAAUACUAAUGAGAGAGGGGCCAACAGGGAAUCCUGGGGAGCAUAUAAAUGUUUGGGAAAUCCCUCUCUAGGCAAGCUUCAGACUACUGAGCUCUGGAGUUCAGUGCUAGGUGAACAGGAUGCUGCUCAUUUUGCUCUGAACCUGAGUGGUACAGCAUAGGGGAGGGGAUCAUUUUCACUUCUCCUUUCCACAUAGUGAAAUUUGACUGGGGGUGCAACCCUUGACCCUUAUUUCAUUCCUACUGUGAGUGGCUCAGACAGGCCAAUUCCAUCUCUCUUCCCCUCCCCUUUCCUCUCUCUUUCAACUGACACUCGUUUGAACUCAACAUUCCAUGAUACCUGUCCUCCUGAGUCUGUUUUUGUGGGAGGACGUGGUGACCUUUUUUCUGUUUGUAAUUCCCAAAUUAAUGUUUUUCUUCAAUAUCUGGGAAGUCGGCUGAGUAUGCAACAACUCUUGCCUUGUCUGUGGGUGGUUCAUUUCACUGUUCCAUUGAGUCCCAUGGCCAUCCCUCAUGCGUGUGACUUUGCUUACACCAGGAGAGAGUCAUUUGCAGCUUAACCCUGUGCACAAGUCUUUGGGGAUAAGCCCCACAUGCUGUUGAUAGAAUCAUGCUGUUGAUCUUUGUAACAUGUGUCACUAUUAUAUUAUAUUAGCCCAAAUUCAUUCAUUCAUUCAUCCUCUCUCUCUCCCCUCCUUUCCUCUCCCUGUCAUUUUUGAUCCUGGUAGAAAUGUCACCAGUACUCUUGCUGCCUCCCCUGAGCAUCAGCUGAUAUACGGGGGCGGGGGGGGGGGAGAGAGAGACGGCCAGUUCAUGCACGACAUAUAAGGAAUGGAAAUCAAACAUGCACCAUUAGAUCUCUGGCAGCACUGACCUUGCCACUUUUCCUGCCAUGUUUUUCUUUGUCACCCUCAGGGACAAAUUGCACACGAUGCUUAAUGAGUAGCAUGAUUGAUUACAGGUGGAGUGAGGGAAAUUCCUACCAUAAAUGCAGUUUAUGGUAUGGAGAGACUUAUUUCUUCAUUCUCCAGCCACAAGUGGUACAGACGUUCUGCCCUCCCCAUUUGGCCAGAAGCCUGGGAGAGAGAGCAUUCCCACCAAUGCCAAUUGACACCCCCCCCACACACCUAUCCCUGCAGUUAUUGUUGUGAUUGUGAUUGGGGAGAGAAAGAGUCAUGAUGCCGAUAAUUUAAUUAACGAAACUCCAGGAUAUAGCUGUAUGCUACACAUUAGGCGUCAUUUUGAACACUUAGAAUCAGAUGCCACAAAGACAAUAUUGCACUGAUGAGCUCCAUGUUAAUUGAUAGCCGUGUCAUGUAGGAUUUUCAGCCAUGUGGACCACAUAAUGUAAGAGCUCAGCUGACUGUACUGGAUACAGACGAUAAGGACAGAUCCCAACCUCGUCAUAACUGAGCAGAAAGUAAUAAAAUCAUUAACUGACACUACUCACUCUGUGUACACUGUCUGCUUUGUAAAAGAGCAGCCCCUGUGCAGCUCAGCAGUGUCAUGAGGAAAGCAAAAUUAAGAGGUGCGGACAAGGGAGGAAUGAGUAACUCUUGGCUCCAGUUUGAGAUGAAUGCAGAGGUCACUGAGCCAGCCUAUACCCUUGAUGGUGCUAUUGUAAUUUCGGAAUACUUGCAUUCAUUUUUGAGGGUUUUUAAAAUUUGCGCUGAAGGUUGGAUUUGAUGUAAUAAAAACAAAAACAAAAAACCCUUAAGGCUGUGAGUCACACAUAAUGAUUCACGAAAGAAUAACCGUAUUCUAAAGGGGAAGGGGAAGGAAUUAGAAAUUGGGGGUUAUUUGAUUUCUCUGUUACUGCCUGUAAUUACCACAGGUGUUGUCUUUUUAACGUGCACAGAAGAUGGUUAGGAUAUCAUGCCUCCAUGUUUAGGCUGCUUUUGUUGUCACCAGAGUGUUUGCUGUUGGGUCUACACACCCCUUUCCAAUCAAGUCUGGAAGAUUAGCAAGCUAAUUUCCAGAGUUACUUUUCUCAUCUAAUCCAUUUUUUUUUAUCCCAUAUACCAUGAUCCAAGAUGUUAAAGCUACUAAUCACUACUAAUGCAACUUACACUGUGUUUUUUCCUACUAUGCAUCUUUCUUUCAUAUUGCACAGCUUUGUAACGACACUUUGUUCCUCAGUCUCCCCCCCCCCCCAUAUUCUGUUCCUUUCAGCAUUUCUGGUACAGUGGUACCUCGGCAUAAGAACUUAAUUAGUUCUGGAGGUCCGUUCUUAACCUGAAACUGUUCUUAACCUGAGGUACCACUUUAGCUAAUGGGGCUUCCCGCCGCCACCGCGCAUUUUCUGUUCUCAUCCUGAAGCAAAGUUCUUAACCCGAGGUACUAGUUCUGAAGCGUCUGUAACCUGAAGCGUCUGUAACCCGAGGUACCACUGUACUCAUGUAAAUGCAUAGCUUAGUAGCUGAAACCCAUAGUAAUCAAUCCAUAUCUAAUGAUGCUUGGCAAGUUUGGAUUGCCUGUCCUUGCAGAAGAAUAGUGGGGAGAGUCAUUCCACCAUCUGCUGUCUCAAAGUCCUGAAGAUUAGGGUUGUUUAUGACUAGUUCAGGGGAGUAUCUUCAGCAGCAGAACAUCAUACAAAUGCACUAGCUUUGCCACAUUCCCCCCCCCCCCGAUAUGGAACUCUUAAGAAGCUACUGGCCUAGAUGACUCAGGGAGGCUUUUGCUGCUCUCUUGGUGAGCAUCCUUCAAUAGGCUGAGGAGAAGAGUGAGGGUUUGUUCCGUUGGAGAGGAGUGAAAGAGGAGGAAGGUCUAUGAGCAGGGGCUGGGGAGAAUCAAGGGAGAAAGGUGGGUUACAGGAAGGGAAAUUUGGUGGGGAGGUAAGUAGGCAGGUGGUAGAUUGAGGGGAGGAAUGUAGGCAAUUUGGGAGGAGAUAGAUAAAUUUGCAUGGAGAAGGUGGCAACUGAGGAAAGGAAGGAAUGGAGUAGCUUCAAAGAGGAAGAGAUAAGCAAAAGACUGGAAGGGUAGAAAAUAUGCUUCUUCAUUUGCUGCUGCUCCAGCCUCCUGGAAUUCCUUGCAGGCAGGUUCCUACUUGUUAAUCUAUAAUUCAAGCUCUCCUUUGUUCAAACUUAUCUUUUCAUCUAAGAGCACCUUCUUUGGGUCACAUUCCUCCAAGGGCCAUUUUCUAGCUCCUUAUAUACAACUGCUGUUAACAAUGAACUGGUUCUUUUUCUUUUUCUUCACCUCAUUCCUUUUCCAAGGCCCACUGAGCCUCUGUGGUAAUUUCCAGCUGAUUUUGCUGGAAAUUACCACAGCACAGCACCAUUACCACUGGUCUUCGUCAUUAGGUUUAUCAGCUGGUAUUAAAUACCGAUGUGUGGCUCUAUUUUCACUUGAACUGUCUCCUGCCAUGAAGAAGAGUUUGAAUUUGAUAUCCCGCUUUAUCACUACCCGAAGGAGUCUCAAAGCGGCUAACAUUCUCCUUUCCCUUCCUCCCCCACAACAAACAGGUGAGGUGAGUGGGGCUGAGAGACUUCAGAGAAGUGUGACUAGCCCAAGGUCACCCAGCAGCUGCAUGUGGAGGAGCAGAGACGCGAACCCGGUUCCCCAGAUUACGAGUCUAUCACUCUUAACCACUACACCACACUGGCUCUCACCGUGUUGUCUCUCCUGUUCCCACACCCUGGAAUGAAGGCAUAUGGACAUACAUGUCAUUAAUGGAGAAUCUCUGCCCCUCUAGAAGUUGGACUACAACAGUCAGGGAUAGUCAGGGAGAGUAAUAUAUACAAUCAGACCUUUGGUUCAUUGAACCCAGGGCUUUCUGCUCUGACUGACCGGCAAAGGAUCCAGGAACAAAAAGUUGAGGUCACGGUUGCUCCUUACAGCAAGUGAAGGAACCUGCCACCCUUAAUGACUUUGUUUAAACGAUCUCGUCACAAAAUGGUAUGGGAAGGAGGAGUAAGUAAUUCACUGGCAUUAUCCAAUAGGUUCCCAUGGCAGAAACAUAACAUUAUUCCAUGAUGCAGAGCUCUAUAUGACUACUAAUCUUGCAUAUACCUAUGCCAACAAGCAGGUGGUCACAUAAAAGAGGUUGCCUCAAUUUUUGUUAUAUAUAUUGUUUAUGGUGGCUGAUAUUACUAGUUGGUUUCACUACUUUUUUGGGCAGGGAGAACAGAAUCAUUUAGUCCUUUGGCGAGCAAUUUCAAAGAUUUCAUUGCCUCGGGAUCUCUCUUAGCUAGUGUUGCAUCACCAUGUUGCCAAGUACAAUGUGUGGAAAUUGUGCAUCCGUGUUUGUGACUAAAGAAGACUGUGGUUGGUAUAGCGGUGGAUUAACAUCCUCUCCUCUCCCUUUCUCUCAGCACUGGACUGUGUUCAAGACUAUCACAGAAAUAUUUAUCCUGAUUCCAGCCCUUGUCGGAUUGAAGGGCAACCUUGAAAUGACCUUGGCAUCUAGACUUUCUACUGCUGUAAGUGUCAACUUUGGUGUUGUUUUACUUUUUAAUAUGCAGAGAUGUGUUCAUGACUUUUAUUUCACAAGGACAGUUUGGAGGUGUAAUCAAAGAAGUCUCCUUAGCUGCCCAUCCAUGAACAUCGAUUGCCAGUGGUGUUGCUACAGGGUAUCCCAGAGACCUGAGCUCCAGAUCUUUAACAUUCCAGAUCUUUAGAUCUCCUGCCUGUUCCUCUCCUUUUUUAGUUUUCAAACUUUGCUUACAGGGUACUUCUAACUGGCUGAUUAAAUCUGAUUAAAAGUAAGCGUUGAUUUGCUGCAGCUAACACCAACAUGCUGCGUGCCUCUUAUACCAGAAACAAUUAAAAUAAGCCACCUUAUAACUUAUUCAUUGCAUUUGUCCGUUUAGCUCAUUAUUGUCUACAUGAGGGGUAGGGAACCUCAUCCUGAGGUCCACAUUUUUGUGGCCAGUCUUCUGGAGGCAGAUGGUCAACGGUGGACAUGGCUAAGAGAAAAUUGGCCUCCCCCCCCCCCAAUGCACACAGACACACAUAUCACCACACAACAAAGCAGGGGCAUGGAUAUUGUCAGGAGAAAAAGAUGCCGUAGUCUCCCUGCCCCACCUCCUUGCUCAGCAGUGGCAAAGCGUGGGCUGCACCUUUGAGAAAGUGCUGCUUUGAGGUACUUCAGCAGUAUUGAGGCAGCAGCUCAUAGUGAAGAUAGAUUCCCUUGCCUGUUGGGAAAGGCAAGAGAUGAUGGAGGUGGAGACUUCCGACAGAGCAACCUCCCCUUCUCCUUUCAAGGUGCUGCAGCCACUUUUCUCUCUGUUCAUGAUGGAACCGCUGCUUCCAGGUCACUGGUGCGACCAAGAAACAAGGCAGGAGCAGACUUAAUUCUCAAUGUAAACCAAUCAGCUGAGCAAUGAGGAAAAGGCAGCCGGGCUUUCUAGGGCUUAGUGGGCCCUGUUUCACAUGUGAAACAGAUAAUCCCAAAAAAUUGUGUUGGGUAGGGAGAUUGGCCGUGAUAAAAAUGAAUAUCAUUGCCUAGUCAGUGGCAACCUGUUGUUCCAUGCACACACAAACCAACUAUUAAAUAUUGUUGUUGUUGUUUAGUUGUUUAGUCGUGUCCAACUCUUCGUGACUCCAUGGACCAGAGCACGCCAGGCACUCCUGUCUUCCACUGCCUCCCACAGUUUGGUCAAACACAUGCUGGUAGCUUUGAGAAUACUGUCCAGCCAUCUCAUCCUCUGUCGUCUCCUUCUCCUUGUACCAUCAAUCUUUCCCAACAUCAGGGUCUUUUCCAGGGAGUCUUCUCUUCUCAUGAGGUGGCCAAAGUAUUGGAGCCUCAGCUUCAGGAUCUGUCCUUCCAGUGAGCACUCAGGGCUGAUUUCCUUCAGAAUGGAUAGGUUGGAUCUUUUUGCAGUCCAUGGGACUCUCAAGAGUCUCCUUUUGCUGAGGAACAAACCAUUAGGUGCUAAUGGCAAACCAUCCCACAAUCUAAUACAGUGGAACCUUGGUUUUCGAACGUAAUCUGUUCCGGAAGUCUGUUCGACUUCUGAAACUUUCAAAAAACAAAAAUCAAAGGGUUGUUGGCAAAGCGAAUGGUGAAAAUGGAAAAAUGCACUGCAGAAGCCUCUCUUGAUAGAUUUAUUGCUUUAUUGUUUGGCGCCCAGCCACGCUUCCCCUGCGAGUCUCUGAAGCUUCUGCUUACGCAGUGUGGCUUUGGAGCGGUCGUAAAGCAAUUAGCAGAAUUACACAGCAGUCGUGUGUCGAAAGGGCAGUAAAUAAGUCCAGACGUUUCUUCUAUCCUAAUAUCUCUUUAUUGGAAACAUAUAGCGUAUUUACAAUCUCCAACAGCCAUCCGUGUUAAGCUGCAUCUUCUCUCUCUCCUUGCAGCGUCUGUACUGAAUGCUUUCGAUUUCCCCUCAGUACACAACAUUCCAAGCUGCUUUCCUCACGUCCUGGCUUACUUCCCUUGUAAGCCCGUCCCUUCAGGCUCGAGGCAUAGAAGGUUAACCCUUCACUACACCCAACAACUUCUGAGGCGCAUUCAAAAAAGGAAACAUUCACUUCUGGGUUUUCGGCGUUCGGCUUCUGCAACGUUCGGCAGCCGAGACAUCUGAAAACUGAGGUUCCAUUGUAAUACAUUCCAAUCUGCCUUCUAGAUAGUUUCGGUUUUAACUCAGCAUAAUGCUGCAGCUGUAUUUCAUGCCCAGGGUUUUGGUUUGCAGAGUGGGCUGAGGAAUUAACUCCUAGGAACCAGCGAUCAUUUUUUGUGUGAGCCCAGGCUGGGAUAGAAAAAUGCCCACAUUAAAAUAUUAGGUACCAUAGGAAGCCAGGUUUGAUAUCAUUCUAGACCUGGUCAUGCCUGAUCCUAGGCAUAUUUUUUAUUAUUGAGUGAAUGAAAAAUAAAAUGUAUGUAUACAUUUGUCAGUACAUGAACAAGUACUUAGUUAUGUGUUAAGUUUUAUUUACUUAUUUAGUCAUGACUGGCAUACACAUGCAUUCUAUAUAUAUAUAUAUAUAUAUAUAUAGGUUUUCAAAUACAAAACAAAAUCAUACACUCCAUACAUCUUAGUUACAUCUUAUUUCUCUUUUUUGACUUCCCUCAAUUUGUCUGCACAUCCUUCAUAUUUUUACUUUUGCCACAUUUCUACCUUAUUAUUUAUAUUAUUACAGUAAAUUCCAUCCUAUUUUUUAAUAAUUGUUUUAACAUUUUCCCAUCACAGAGCUUCAUUAAAACUUACAAACGUUAUCUGAUUAUCACAUAGUUUUUGCAAAUGUUCAAUAAAUUUUUCCCAAUCUUCUGUAAAUCUUUGAUCUCGUCAAUUUCGGAUCCUUCCUGUCAUUCUGCAUAGUCCAUCAUUUUCAUUCUCCAUUCUUCUAUCGUAGGUAGCUCCUCCUGUUUCCAUUUCUGGGCCAUCAGUAUUCUUGCUGCUGUCACUGCAUAUAAGAAUAACUUCUUUUCUUUCUUGUUUAUCUCAUUACCUGUAAUGCCUAGUAAAAAAGCUUCUGGUUUCUUAACAAAUGUAUAUUUCAACAUUUUCUUCAAUUCAUUAUAUACCGUUUCCCAAAAGCUUUUUACCUUCUUACAUUCCCACCACAUAUGAUAAAAUGUACCUUCUUUUUCUUUACAUUUCCAACAUUUAUUACUUGUCUUAUACAUCUUUGCUAGUUUCACCGGUGUUACAUACCAUCGAUACAUCAUUUUCAUCACAUUUUCUUUUAUAGUUGUACAUGCAGUAAAUUUUAGACCUUCUUCCCAUAGUUUUUCCCAAUCCUCCAUUUGUAUAUUAUAUCCUAAAUCUUUGGCCCAAUCAAUCAUAACAGAUUUUACCUCUUCAUCCUUCGUACACCAUUCUAAUAAUAUCUUGUACAUUUUUGCUAGAACUUUAAAGUCAUUAUUCAAUAUUUCUAUCUGAAAUUUUGAUUCUUUAUCGGCAAAACCCCUUUGAGUCAAAUCUUUUUUAAACAUUUCACUAAUUUGAAAGAAAUGCAGCCAGUCAUUAACAUAUUCCUUAAUUUCUUCAAAUGGUCUCAUUUUCCAUUUACCUUCUCUUUUAAUUAUUAACUUCUCAUAUGUCGCCCAUCCCCCCUUCAUAUUGAUUUUCUUCACACUCAUCGCCUCCAACGGCGAUAACCAAUAAGGAGUUUUUUGUUCCAACAAGUUUUUAUAUCUUUCCCACACUUCACACAUGCAUUCAUUUUGACAGGAUUUUAUUACUGUGGGAGUUUUUGUUGCUGCAAGAUGGAGUUACAUAGGUUGCCUGUAAAGAUAAAUUCAUCGGAGGAUAUGGACUACAUAAGUCUUCAGUCUUGCCUAGGAGAGUUCUUUCCCAACUUUCCAACUUUUGUAAAUUCUCUCUCUCUCUGCCUCUCUUUUUCUCUUUCUCUCAUUCAAAACACACGCGAUUUUUAAAGUUUUUAAUCCCUGGACAGAACAGAUUUUUUUAAAAAAGCUUUUUCCUUCUUUCAUGCUUUGGUCACUAGUGUGGAAUCUGCACAACCUGCAGCUGUACCUGCACACUGGGUGCACCCAGUCUGAGCCACCGUCCUUGACAAUCUGGUGCCACAUUGUGUGCUCAGAUCCUGUUUGCAUGGCUAAUGGGAAGAAAAGAAAACCCGUGCCCUGCAGGGGCCAAUGCGGAAUGCCCUGAUACAUAUGGAAAGGGCGGAAACAGAAAUGACUGCGACCACAGUGCUCCCAAAGUCUGGGUGUAGCCUCCUACACCCAGACUUUGUGUGAGCCCAGGCUGGUAUUCUCCCCCACCUUGUCUGUCAGCAAGUAACAUUUAAGUUUUCCCUCUUCUGCCUUCCAGGCUAAUACUGGAAGAAUGGAUGAUACUCAGGCACAGUGGAAAAUGGCUACUUGCAAUUUGGCUCUGAUUCAGGUAAGUAGAUCUAAACUUUUGCUUGAGACCUCUUUAUAGUAUUAGCCAAACUACACACCCUGCGGACAUUCUCACGGGUGCGUGGAGUGGUGUGAGCAGCAAGGCAAGGCUUAGGGUAUCUGCUCAUUGUGUGCUUUCAAAACUGUGCUUUACAAUCAGUGGAGGAGGCCUCGUUUUUCUGUACAAAAUCUUGUUGGCUGCACGCUUUUAAAGCCUAGCAAUUGCAACCAGAGACCAAAAUACCUAAGGCUUGAGCCUCACAUUCGCAGCAGUUUUUCUUCAUUUGUGUGCUCACGGUGUGACCUAUGUUUCAUAAAGGUCAGGUUUAUGAAGUCCCAGGUUUAGUGUACUGAAUAGCUCAUGUGGAAUCAUUUUGUGUACAUGUGCAUAGCUUGGAACUUGCUGGAUGUCUACAUAUAGUCUGGGAUUUUUCCAGUGUCACCAUCUUUACAGGAAUGUGAUCCUGCAUAUCUGUGCCCCUCUAGGAAUUAAUUGGAAUUCCUAUGCCGUAUGCUGUGUUCACUCAACAUUUAUCUGCAAGUUGAGGUAGAACCUCAGAUUUUCUUUUUUUGAAAAGUUAAUGCCUGUUCAGUUGAAUAUAUGUUCUGAAAUAUAAUAACUAUGAAAGCCAGCUAUUCAGACUAGAGAUAUUAAUAGUUUUCUAAAUAUUGAUUAGAUUAUUAAUUGUACUUAUCUCAUUACCUCUUCCUAUCUUCCUGGGCCUGGUUAUAAACCCAUAUUAAGAUUCCAGUCCUGAACAUAUUAUAUGAAAAUACGUCCUGUUGAAUUCUGGAAGUUUACUUUACACAACAUGCUUUGACUUAAAUUCCUACUAUUUUCAUUGCUUAAGGAAAUGCCCUGAAGGUGAUUGUUUAAAUUCGUUUUUUCAACCUGGUGUCCCAUCAACUGUGCCAGGUUGAUUAAGGCUGGUUUAAGGAUACCUUGUUCAGUACAUCUUCAUUUAGAUACCCUAAUAAUAGCAAUUGAACUGAGCUAUUAUUUGGUCACUACAUUGGUCAGCUUAAAGAAGUUAAUUUUCUCAACUGCCUUUUAAAGAUACAAGAUAAUGCAUUACAUUUUAUUGGGCCAAUGUCUGUUGGUAAAGGAAUUAUCAAUAUAUUAAUAAUAUACACAAUAUACACAACACUGCUUACCAGGGUUGAAAUGUAACUGUGUCACUCAAAUGUUUUCAUACUUCUUUAUCAACAGGAACAUCUGCUAACGGUCCUAAUGAAUUGGCCAUAUCCUCAUUACAGAUUUAAACUUCUCAGGAAACCCUAAGAUUGUAGUACUGUGAAGUGAGAAUAGGAAUAUCUAACAGGGAAUUCACAGCACCUCACAAAACUGCAAUUCCCAGAAUUCUGUGGGAGUGGGAUCCAUGGCGAUUAAUACGAUAUGAAAUUGAUAUGUUUGUAGUCCAGAGAUGCCCUGUCUGUUGAGUGCAUGUAGAAAUAUUAGGUAGAAUGUUUGUUUUCAUCCAGGAGGGGGCAGCAGUAAGCUUUUGUGAACAACCUAAAGAUGCCUGAAUUUUAAUACAGUAUGACACUCUGAGCGCCACAUCACACAUUCCCGUCUUAGAGAUUUCAGACCCGCAUCUUCCCUCACAAGUGUGUCUGAAACCCUGCAAAAGGGAAAACAUUUGUGAGCACAUGCAAACGGAAAGAUAGCUGGCAGGGAAAAGGUUUUGUGAGCACGUGCACACACACUGCUGCUUCAUUGCUCAAUGCCUCACUACCUCGAAACUGCUUUUCCUUUUUUGAAAAAAAGAAAUUUUGAGUCUUUCUGGUGCUUUUGCAUGUAACCUGCCAUUUGUUCCUGUGCUACCUUAGACCAGACGUCUGCAGGAAUGCUUGCACGUUGAUACCAGACGAAUAACUCCUGAGACUCUCUGUCCUCCAUUCUUGUUGCUCCACAGUUGCAGGCCACGGUGGUGGGGCUCCUGGCUGCAGUGGCAGCAGUCCUUCUUGGUGCCUUGACCAAAGGCUACUUGAAUCUGAAUGAAGCAGCCAUCCUGUGUGCCAGCAGUUUGACAACAGCGUUCAUAGCCGCCCUCUCACUUGGUGAGUCUUUGUAAACUACUCAACUUUAGAGUAGGAUCCAGUGUCUCUGGAAGCCUCUCUCUGUACCUUGCCAUAAACAGUCUCAGGUCCACUUGCUCUCUUAGAAUGACUACAGUGUUCAGGUAUGCUUCCCAGUAGGUUCGUCAUGACUGCCUAUUCACCUUGAGCCAGAGCUGUUAGAAAAUUGAUUGAUGCACCCCCAGCUUUCUGGCCUUUCACCCAAACCUAAUGUCCCACCUUCUGCCUUUCAUGGGAUCCAGUUGUCCGCUUAGAGCAGGGGUUGGCAAGGCUUACCGGGCAUGGGCCGCAUCAGUCCCGUGGAGAUCCUUCGUGGGCCAGACCAGCAUAGCACGCCAGAAAUCGCAUCUGCGCAUGUCCGUGGCGCUGGAAAUCGCUUCUGCGCAUGCCCAGAUGCCAAAAAUUGCACCUGUGCAGAAGCAAAUUUUGGCGUCUGGGCAUGCAACAUAAGUGAUUUCUGAUGCCAUGGACAUGUGCAGGUGAGACUUCCAGCAUCUGCGCAUGCGCAGAAGCAAUUUCUGGAGCCACAGAUGAGAGUCCCUGUGCCGCACUGCACCGGUUUAGCGCAGCGCUCGGGGACUCGCCGAGUGGGUAGUUCGGUUCGGGGGCAGCUCAUGGGCUGGUUAAACGGCCUCCGUGGGCCGCAGGUUGGGGACCCUUGACUUAGAGAAAACUCUUGAAAUCUAGAUGAGCAGUCUUAGGUACUAAGUGCGUUCCUCUCUCAUUUCUGAUCUUCUAACCUCAGCCGUCGUAAUAUGAUGGCAUUCUCUGUGCCGUGCGGAUUUUAUGUCACUCCAGAAAGACUGUUUCACGGUGCUUUUUGCCAAAUGGAGCCUGGCUGCUGCUAAGAGGAGAAGCUUGCAAGUUUUCCACAAGAGUGCAGCACAAGACCUUUAAAAAAGAAGGAAGUAGAUGGCGGCAUCAGAAAUGCUGGCACCCUAAAACACAAAGAAAUGAGGGCAACAUCUUAGGAUGAUGGACUGCUCCUUCCUGUUUGAACAAGGCAAGAUGGUUUUGGAUGCCAGAUUGCUACUCCUUUGUUUUCCUCAGUGAUCUGAGUGGGUAUGAAAAAGAAAUAUGAUACUAUUGACACAUUCCAUGGAGGAAUUUAUUUUGGCUCUGAUAGCGAAGUGUAUCUGCCAUGCAUUCAGGCGCCUUAUUCCUCCAAACAUCACUCGCUAGGGAUAAGGAACAAUGUAUGGCCCCCUGCCUUGGGAACUCAGGAAGCUGCCUUGUAUCGAGUGAUAUCAUUGGUCCAGUUAAGACUCAGUAUUGUCUACAUUGAAUGGCUGCAGCUCUCCACGGUUUCAAGCAGGACGUUUCUCCAGCUGUACCUGGAGAUUUGGACUUGGGACCUUCUGCCGGCAAAGCAGACUCUCUGCUACUGAGCCAUAGCCCUUCCCUGACUUCAUUAGGCCUGAAAGUGUUGCCAAUAGGAAAUGCCCAGCCCAUUGUGGUUUGCCAGGGCUUUCAAGCCUUUACGAAGGUCCAGUCAUUCUUGCAGUUCUCAGGGAUCUUAACUUUAGAACCCUCUUGUUUGGAAAGCUUUCAGGCACAGUGAAAGGGAGUCCAUUUGGACUGCAUAUUGUAUGGAUAUCUAUGUUUUACCUGGCCUCAGCUGAUGUCUCAGUCUCAGUCAGUUUUAUUGCACAUAGCCAAAGGCUGCCGCAAUGUACACAGAAUUAUUUGACAAUUAAAAGAAAAUAUACUGAAUUGGUAAAAAAAGACUUAAAACAUUUAUAUUAUUAAAACAUUACAUACUCUAAACAAAGCUAUAAAAGUACCCUAAUGUACAAAUAAAAACAUUAAACAAUAAACUUCAUAAGCUAAAAUCAUCACAUGGUCACUAAUGUUAAAAACAAUAUCAAUUAAUACAGUGUGCAAUUUAUACUCAGAGUUUGGUGACAAAGAUAGAGCAUAGCCUGAGGUAGAUAGAUAGGAUCAAAUAAAUUCAUCUCCUUUACAGUUAAUGGCUACCUUGGCUAUAUAAUUUGCUCUAAUUUUCCUAGCAGCAGUUGCAAAAGUGCUACCCGCCAGGUCACAUACUUAUCUGUGUCUGCAAGGAAAUAUAACAUCAUAUCAAGGGGGUUCUGGCCAGGGGACCCUGUCAUUAUAGGUACCAAAAAUCUUUUUCUUGCAUCAUUAUAUAACGGACAGUGCAAGAUAUAAUGCAUAAGGUCCUCUACUUCAGAACAUCCCCUAAUGCAAACACGUUCGUUUUUUGGUGUGCCUCUAUGUCUCCCAUCUCUAUAAGCAGAGCUUAUUGUAUUUAGUCGUAGCUCUGUAAAAGCUUUUCGAAGCUGUGCAAAAGUCAAUUCAUUAAAAUAAGAUAUGUGUUCGUUGACCUCUCUAAGUUUAAAAUACAAUGGGGCGCAUGUAGAUGUGCACAUAGAGUUUAGAUCGUUUUUAGUUGCCACUGCCCUUAUGGUUCGUUUAAAAAUAUUUUUCUGUGAAUGUAAGGGGAGUUCUUUAAUCUCAGUCUCAGCUGAUGUUUUCCCCUCUCCCCCUUGUGCAGAAGCCCUUUUCGCCCUAGCUUAUCUCCUCACCCCAACUUACUCCUGUAGUUAAUGUAACUCCUUUGGCUUGUUGAUUAUGGUUUGGAAAAUGUACAUUAAUACAGUGGUACCUCAGGUUACAUACGCUUCAGGUUACAGGCGCUUCAGGUUACAGACUCCGCUAACCCAGAAAUAGUACCUCGGGUUAAGAACUUUGCUUCAGGAUGAGAACAGAAAUCGUGCUCCAGCGGUGCGGCAGCAACAGGAGGCCCCAUUAGCUAAAGUGAUGCUUCAGGUUAAGAACAGUUUCAGGUUAAGAACGGACCUCCGGAACGAAUUAAGUACUUAACCUGAGGUACCACUGUAGAGGUUGGGAGGGACUAACUCCCCACCCUCCCCAAAAAAGAGAGCCACAGGCCCUGCCGGCUUCUUUUUCAGUUGCCAAAAAUAGCCUCCUUUGCUACUCUCUUUUCAUCUUCUCCCUUCAGCGGCUCUUGCUUCUCUUCCAGAUCCAGGCCUUUCCAUGCCAUCCUGGGCACAAGCCCUGGGCGAAUUUCAGGGCUACUGCUCCCUCUACUGGCUUUAGGAGACCUUGGCAGACAGGGAGUCUCCCUCACCUUGAACUGAACUUUCUCCAAACCACUUGUUUUCUUUUCUUUUUCAGGUCUGGUGAUGAUCGGUGUGAUCCUUGGUGCAAGAAAGGUGGGGAUAAACCCAGACAACAUUGCUACGCCCUUGGCAGCGAGCCUCGGAGACCUGAUAACGCUUUCCCUGCUAGCUGCCAUCAGCAGCACCCUCUACAAAUACAUAGGUACGUUAGCAAAAGGAACCUGGGAGCUCUGAAACCACAGAAUGGCCUCUCCCUAGACAGCCGCCCACGUUGGAAGGAAAGCAGAUUCCCAGGCUGCCUGGGGUCUGCAGGGCUGGACAGCUUUGUUCUGCCUGUUGAGAGAGCACCUUCAGACUCUCUGGAUCUCCUAGUUCAUUUAAAGUGGCACAGUGGGAUCCAUUUUGGUAACCAACAAGGGAAAAUCAGAAUUUGUGUAACAGAUCCAUCAAAACUCCUGCACUUGAAGCACCCUGUAAAUUAUCCAGUGCGUUCGCUUGCUCUUAGUAAGCUGACCAGAUAGAAAUAUUAGUUGUGUGAAAAAUGAAAUUUUGUAGGUUUUGGGGAGGGAAAACAACCUGCGGAGAUCCCUUCUUCUACAAAGGUGUUCCUAAAAGUAUGGCACCCCUGUUCUCUUUGGCCUUGAUGGUCCUCUCUCUACAAUAGGAUACCCUCAAUCUCAGUUAUCCCUUGUAUGUGCUCCCUCUUCAUAAAGAACCUCCCAGAUAGGAAAAGAUACCCCAUCACGAUGCAGCCUGCAUAUUAAGAGCUGAUACCAAAGUUUCCUAAUACAAGGAGCAGUUCCAAUCUGCUGUACAUUUUCACUAAAAUUUUAAAAUUGCCAAGGCAGUUAUUGUGUGACUGUCUGAGAGGAGUUUGUGGAAGGAUGAGAUUUUGGCUUAUGUUUUAUUUUCAGUUGAUUAAGGAUUUUUUUUUUCUUGGAAGUUUGUAGCAACAAGCUAACUGGAAAUUGAGAGCAGAUAAUGUGGGUUACUUAGUGGUUUCCUUUAUGUCAUUUUAGUAAGGUAAAGGGACCCCAGACCAUUAAGUCCACUCAUGACCGACUCUGGGGUUGCGGCGCUCAUCUCGCUUUAUGGCCGAGGGAGCUGGCGUACAGCUUCCGGGUCAUGUGGCCAGCAUGACUAAGCCGCUUCUGGCGAACCAAAGCAGCACACGGAAACACCGUUUACCUUCCCACCGGAGCGGUACCUAUUUAUCUACUUGCACUUUGAAGUGCUUUCAAAUUGCCAGGUUGGCAGGAGCAGGGACCGAGCAACGGGAGCUCACCGCAUCACGGGGAUUUGAACCGCUGACCUUCUGAUCGGCAAGUCCUAGGCUCUGUGGUUUAACCUACAGUGCCACCUGGGUUUCUGUUGAGGCAGGUGAUUAGCUGUGGGAGGAGCUUAUCAGAGCUUGCAGGGCAGCAGUUGAAGAAGGAGCAAAAAGGGUUUUCUUGUGUGUGUGUGUGUUUCUUUGUGGCUGAUUGGCUGCUCUCCCUGUGCAAAGGUCAGAGGGGGCAGGGUUUCUGUUGAGGCAGGUGAUUAGCUGUGGGAGGAGCUUAUCAGAGCUUGCAGGGCAGCGGCGCGCGCAGUUUGAUCCAUCUUUUAGAUUUAGGGAGCUAGUCUCAAACGUUUGUUGGGGAGACCUAGGUUUUUUGUGGGGGAGUUAUUUUUCCUGUCUUCACGCUUUUUAUGAUGGAGGACCGCUGUAGCCACCCCCAACGACACGUUCUCAAGAUGGAGGGGAGGGAACAGCUGCAGUCGCCUGCAGUUCCUGCGCAAUGUUUGCCAUCUUGCCAAAGGUUGCAGGCAGCUUUACCUGCAGCAAUUGCAUGUUGAUUGCCCUCUUAAAAGACAAAGUCCAGCAACUGGAGGAACGUGUAGCUACGCUCCAAAGAAUUAGAGAGCUGGAGCUCUUCUUGGAAGCAACAGAGCACACCGUCUCCACCAAGGAGGAGACAGGGGACUCCCUGAGAAGGACGCUAGUUCACCAACACAGGAGCCAGAUAUAUGGAGAAACGUGACUCAAAGAGGUAGGAGGCCCAGGGUUCGCUCUGAUUGUUUAGAAAUACACAAUCGCUUUGAGGUCCUCUCCCCUAGCAUGGAAGACGAAGAGCAGACUCCAUUUGAGGAUCUCUCCCUCAUUACAGUCGAUCAGGUAUAUGAAGAAGAGCAGCAAAGUCAGUCCUCAGGGAAUGUGCAGGCGACCUUGGAGCGGACAGCUCACGGAAGAACCCCGACCAAACCUAAGAGGAGGCGUGUAGUGGUGAUAGGGGAUUCCCUACUGAGGGGAACAGAAGCAGUGAUCUGUGGGCCUGACAAGAUGUCUCGGGAAGUGUGCUGUCUCCCGGGGCUAAGAUCCAAGAUGUAACUGAACGACUGCAAGGAAUCAUAAAACCCACUGACAAAUACCCCUUCCUCUUGGUUCAUGUGGGAACCAAUGACACUGCAAGCAAUAGCCUCCAGAAGAUCAAAAGAGACUACGAGGCUCUGGGCAGGAAAUUGAAGCAAUUAAAUGCACAAAUUGUGAUCUCAUCUGUCCUCCCAGUUGAACGACGUGGCCCAGGGAGAGAGGGGAAAAUAGUGGAAGUGAACAGCUGGCUUCGCAAAUGGUGUAAACAGGAACGGUUUGGAUUCUUAGAUCACGGACUGCAGUUUCUUGAAGAUGGACUUCUGGCAAGCGAUGGGCUGCACCUCACAACGGUUGGGAGAAAUGUUUUUGCCAAAAAUCUCAGAAACCUCAUCAGGAGGGCUUUAAACUGACUAAUGUGGGGAGGGAGACAGUGCUCCUGAAGGUAGGAGUCUAUCAACUGAUGAAGAUGAUCAUCCAAAUGUCAUAGACCAAAUGGAGCAAACAGCACACAGACCUAGUGGUGGGAGGAAAAAUCCUUAAAUAAGAGUCACGGGGAAUGAUUAAUGGACUUCAAUGUCUGUACACUAAUGCGCAAAGCAUGGGAAAUAAACAAGAUGAGCUUGAGCUCUUGGUACAGCAAACUAAAUAUGACAUAAUAGGCAUCACUGAAACCUGGUGGGAUAAGUCCCACGAUUGGAAUGUAAUAAUGGGGGGGAUACAAUCUAUUUCAGAGAAACAGACCAGACAAGAAAGGAGGAGGAGUGGCGUUAUAUGUCAGGGAUGUGUAUACCUGUGAAGAGAUCCAAGAUUUAGAACCUCAAAGCCAAAGUGAGAGCAUUUGGGUCAAAAUUAAGGGAGAGAAGAAUAACAGUGACCUCAUUGUGGGAGUUUACUAUAGAUCCCCAAGCCAAACGGAGGACAUAGAUGAUGCCUUCCUGGAACAGAUGGCCAAGCAUGCAAAAGGAAGGGAGAUAGUAGUAAUGGGGGACUUCAAUUACCCGGAUAUUUGUUGGAUGCCAAACUCAGCCAAGAGCAUAAGGUCAAACAGAUUCCUCACUGGCCUUGCAGACAACUUCAUUGUCCAGAAAGUGGGAGAAGCAACAAGAAGAACAGCCAUUUUAGAUCUGGUCCUAACCAAUGUUGAUGACCUGGUUAGUGGGGUAGAAGUGGAAGGAUCAUUAGGCGCGAGUGAUCAUGCUCUUCUGAAGUUUACUAUACAGCGGAAAGGAGCAGCCAAGCAUACUAGGACUCAAUUUCUUGACUUUAAGAAAGCUGACUUCAUAAAACUUAGGGAAGUGCUGGGUGAGAUCCCAUGGAAAGUAAUACUAAAAGGAAAGGGAGUUCAUGAUGGCUGGGAGUUUGUUAAGAGGGAGAUAGUAAAAGCACAACGUCAGGCAAUACCAAUGAGACAGAAACAUGGAAGGUGCCUAAAGAAGCCAGGGUGGCUAUCUAAAGAACUUUUAACUGAGUUAAGAUUUAAAAAGGAUGUGUACAAAAAAUGGAAAGGGGGGGAACCACCAAAGAGGAAUUCAAACAAAUAGCCAGCACGUGUAGACACAAAGUCAGAAAAGCUAAAGCACAGAAUGAACUCAGGCUUGCUAGAGAGGUUAAAAGCAACAAAAAAGGCUUUUAUGGGUAUGUUCGUAGCAAAAGGAAGAACAAAGAAACAGUGGGUCACUCAGAGGAGAAGAUGGUGAAAUGCAAACAGGGGACACAGAAAGAGCUGAACUCCUCAAUGCCUUCUUUGCCUCAGUCUUCUCCGAUAAAGAAAACAAUGCCCGACCUGAAGAAUUUGGAGCAAAUGAUUCAGCAAAGGAAACACAGCCCAGAAUAACUAAGGAGAUAGUACAAGAAUACUUGGCUAGUUUAGAUGUAUUCAAGUCUCCAGGGCCAGAUGAACUGCAUCCAAGAGUAUUAAAAGAACUGGCAGAUGUGAUCUCAGAACCACUGGCAGUCAUCUUUGAGAAUUCCUGGAGAACAGGCGAAGUCCCGGCAGACUGGAGGAGGGCAAAUGUUGUCCCUAUUUUCAAAAAGGGAAAAGAGAGGACCCAAAUAAUUACCGCCCAGUCAGUCUGACAUCAAUACCAGGGAAGAUUCUGGAGCAGAUCAUUAAGCAAACAGUCUGUGAGCACCUAGAAAGGAAUGCUGUGAUCACCAAUAGUCAGCAUGGAUUUCUGAAAAAUAAGUCAUGUCAGACUAACCUGAUCUCGUUUUUGACAGAAUUACAAGCCUGGUAGAUGAAGGGAACGCAGUGGAUGUAGCCUACCUUGAUUUCAGCAAGGCAUUUGACAAGGUGCCUCAUGAUAUUCUUGUAAAGAAGCUGGUAAAAUGCGGUCUUGACUAUGCUACCACUCAGUGGAUUUAUAACUGGCUGACUGACCAAACCCAAAGGGUGCUCAUCAAUGGUUCCUCUUCAUCCUGGAGAAGAGUGACUAGUGGGGUGCCACAGGGUUCUGUCUUGGGCCCUGUCUUAUUCAACAUCUUUAUCAACGACUUGGAUGAUGGACUCAAGGGCAUCCUGAUCAAAUUUGCAGAUGACACCAAAUUGGGAGGGGUGGCUAACACCCCAGAGGACAGGAUCACACUUCAAAACGACCUUGACAGAUUAGAGAACUGGGCAAAAACAAACAAGAUGAAUUUUAACAGGGAGAAAUGUAAAGUAUUGCACUUGGGCAAAAAAAAUGAGAGGCACAAAUACAAGAUGGGGGACACCUGGCUUGAGAGCAGUACAUGUGAAAAGGAUCUAGGAGUCUUGGUUGACCACAAACUUGACAUGAGCCAACAGUGUGACGCGGCAGCUAAAGCCAAUGCAAUUCUGGGCCUCAUCAAUAGGAGUAUAGCAUCUAGAUCAAGGGAAGUAAUAGUGCCACUGUAUUCUGCUCUGGUCAGACCUCACCUGGAGUACUGUGUCCAGUUCUGGGCACCACAGUUCAAGAAGGACAUUGACAAACUGGAACGUGUCCAGAGGAGGGCAACCAAAAUGGUCAAAGGCCUGGAAACGAUGCCUUAUGAGGAACGGCUAAGAGAGCUGGGCAUGUUUAGCCUGGAGAAGAGGAGUUUAAGGGGUGAUAUGAUAGCCAUGUUCAAAUAUAUAAAAGGAUGUCACAUAGAGGAGGGAGAAAGGUUGUUUUCUGCUGCUCCAGAGAAGCGGACACGGAGCAAUGGAUCCAAACUACAAGAAAGAAGAUUCCACCUAAACAUUAGGAAGAACUUCCUGACAGUAAGAGCUGUUUGACAGUGGAAUUUGCUGCCAAGGAGUGUGGUGGAGUCUCCUUCUUUGGAGGUCUUUAAGCAGAGGCUUGACAACCAUAUGUCAGGAGUGCUCUGAUGGUGUUUCCUGCUUGGCAGGGGGUUGGACUCGAUGGCCCUUGUGGUCUCUUCCAACUCUAUGAUUCUAUGAUUCUAUGUCAUUUUACAUGACGCAAGUAUGCUACACACCAGCAGAGAAAGGUGGCCUAAUAAUUUCUUCCCAUUUCAGCCCUCCUCCCCUUCAGGAAAAACAGGGAACCAAUGUAGCAUAAUAGGGCAUUUGACUGGGUCCACGGAAACAUAGUUAUGAAGCUCACUGGUAGGGAUUGGGGAUGGAUUCAAUUCAAUUCAAAAUGCAACCAUCCUUCAAAAUUUGCAGUACAGUUCUUCAGCCAAGUAAGGUAUACAAAAUGCAUAUACUGAGGUAAAGUUUGCAUUAAAAUGCAUAUAUACUAGAGGGACUAUGCUUUGCAAACAUAGUUUGGCAAAAUUUCAUACAAAAUGUGUAUAUUAAGAGAAAUCAACACCGGGGGGAACUGAUGUGGGAAUGUGGAGACCUGAAUUUAGAAUUGGAAAAUGAGAAACAGAGAAACCAAAGUGGGCAUAUUCACCCAUCUCUGGCUGCUGUGUAACAUUGGGCCAGUCCCUGCUCUUGACCUUUCUUACCUCAAAGGGCUGUUGUGAAGCUCCUGAGCGCCUACAGUGUAAGAGAGAACAAAUGCAAAGGGCUAGGGGGCUUCUUGUGUUUCUGAUAAUUGUGCGGACGAAGGAACAUUGACAGAACUAGCUUUUCUGUAGCAGUCCUAUGAUGUCAAAAGUAGCAUCUUUAAUCCCAGUUGGACCCCAUUCCCUGCUAAAGGUCUCCCGCUUGAUAGCUAUAUAAUUGUCUCUGAAAGCAGAGUUGCUUAGGAUCAGACACUCCCUACCUCCAGUUAUAAAAUCAAUCAGAGAAGCCCCCACCCCUUUGCUGUUGCUGCUGCACAGGCUUCCUGCCCUGUAUCACCUGGGGUGAUGCUAAGGGCUUUGAAAAUCCCAUGCUCCACCCCCCCACCCCCCGCCCCGAGAAAGGUGUGUUCCCUUUUUGGGUGACAUCCUUUGUGAUUUAUGGCAACUUUUGUGAUUAAAGGCUUUGAUAACUUCAUACUUGUAGCCUCAGGCUUUAACAGAAUGUUGUUUUGAGAGAGGGAGAAAAAAUAUAAAGCACAUUUCCAGAAUGCUUCAACUGCUCCAUUACCUGCAAAAUGUGUUGCGACUGGCCCAGCUUUGCACCAGUUAUGAAGAGCAGAUGGAGAGAGCCCUCUAAGAACGAUCAUUAGCAUAUCAAAAGGCCUGGCACAAUCCCCAUUGCUUGAAGGUGUUUCUGAAGCUUCCUUCCUUCUGCUUCUGAGUCAUCCUUGUUUUGUCAGAGCAGCAGCAUUCUCUCUCCCUCUUUCCUGACGUUCCCUGCACUUCUAAAGGUCACCCCAAGGUUGACUUAUUCAGAAGACAGACAGAAAUAAAACAACAGGAGCUGAUAUAAGCUAAAGCACGGCUAGGCAAACUAAGGCCUGGGGGCCGGAUCUGGCCCAAUCUCCUCCUAAAUCUGGCCCGCGGAAGGUUCAGGAAUCAGCAUGUUUUUACAAGAGUAGAAUGUGUCCUUUUAUUUAAAAUGCAUCUCUGGGUUAUUUGUGGGGCAUAGGAAUUCAUUCAUUCCCCCCCCCAUAUAGUCUGGCCCCCACAAGGUCUGAGGGGCAGUGGACCGGCCCCCUGCUGAAAGAGUUUACUGACCCCUGAGCUAAAGGGACAGGGGUGGGUGGGGAAGUAUAGGGCAGUAACUGCUCUAGUUCCAAGAAGCUGGCAUUCUAGUCCAUUAUCCCCUUUUUUGACAAGUCAGGUAGCCUCACAAACAGUCCUGGGUGCUUCAUAGAGAAGUAUAUAAAAGCUAGCUCCAGCCUGCCUGGCACAUAACAAAGUCGCCUCACAGCUAGAGAUACACAGCUGGAUUAUACCACAAUCUGUAUUUUAGGUAAAAGGAAAAACCCACAUAAAGAGGAUAACCAUCAAAAUAAUUCAGCAGCUCUGUGCCAUACAUUUGUUAGACUUCAAGGUUCCAUGUGGUUUUUUGUUGCCUUUGCUCACGAUGAGCCUCGUGGUCCCUUUCCAACACUACAAUGCUAUAAGUCAACAGACCAAGACAGCUGCUCCAUUUGAAACAACAUGAACAAUAGCAGCAUACGGUAUUAGGUCUGUGUCCGCUAUAAAUUCUAGAGUUCUUCAGGCCAGGUCUGGAACUUUUUACACAUGGUCUAACUCUUUGAAGCCGCGUCUAAAUCUCUUGCGAGGUCUCAGUAAUUGUCAAAGGGGUAGAAGCCAGUUUUCAUUACUUCAUUCAGUACUUGAACUGAAAUUCCUAUUCCGGAGCUCUUUUUCUCAAAUCGCAGCUGAUCAAAAUUUGGUAACAAAAGUUGACUUGUGUCAAACUGUCCUUAUAGUGUCAGAAAUGCUUGGUUGUCAGGUCUUCUCCCUUCAUUAAGUCUGAGCUGCGUCCUUCCCUUGACUGAACUCAGAAAUGCUCAGGUUUUUUCAUUGGUUCAGUUAGACGCUCCAGGGUCUGUUUUAUUUUUUUUUCAACAGUGUUGCUUAGUGAGCAGUGACUGUUAUGCAAUGGAAAAGGGGCUCUAGUUCCAUUCUGGUCAGCCCAUUUACUGUUAACACACAUAGUGUUCUUCAUUUAUUUUUACCUUUACCUUUACCUUUUCUUUUACCUUUAUCUUUUUUCACUUGUUGCUUGGUUUACUGUUCUCCUGCACCUUGCUUAAAAGCCUUAAAAAAACCCAACAACAGCUGUGUGCUUUUUCCUUUUAUGAAAGCUCCUUGGCUUCUUUUAGAAGGUAUCCUGUUUCCUCUGUACAGAUUAACAAGCUUCUUUUAAAUGCCGAGUCCUGCAGUAUGACAAAAUCACUUCUUGGAGAUGUGGUAAUGAACUUGUUCUGUUACCCCACAAGAGCAGUCAGUUAGGGUUUCUUAAUUUUCUACCUUUGGGUAAUUCUGCUUCCGCCAACUCCAUCUUGCCAAUGUGAUGAAGGGGCUUCUGUUUGAAGAUUAGUAGCAAAUCCAAUUUGUAUACUCUGGUGUGAUGCUUACAUCGAAAACACACUGACCCUGAAGUUAGUUGUGCUUAAUUAAAUUCCACUUAAAACAUCGGAUCCUAAGGAUCACCUUCUCCCAUGUGAACCUGGGCACUUGGAAGAGAAGAUAAUUAAUGGCGGCUCCUUAUGUCCUUGUCCAGCUCUGUUGCUUUGUUGCUGCUGGUCCUGUAAUUGUGUUACUUCAUUUAGGCUUCUAUAUAUGCUUUGGUUUUAUAUUGAUGUAAAACCCACUUGGCACAUCCUUUUGGAUGGAAAGUUGAGAUAAUAGAUUAAUUAUAAAGAAGGUCUGCUCAUGCAACAAAACGUGUCCCUUCCUCCUCACAUGCUCCCUAAAUCUAUUCCAGAGGGUUGGAGGGAGACCCAGAACAGAUUAAGGAGGUGCACAGGGAAAAGAGGGGAGAAAAGCCCUAUUUCACAAGCAGGCCCCCUUCUCUGCAUGUACCCCACUUGGCACUACAUUGAACAGAGCCGUCUUUCCAACUGGGCUUAGUGGUUCGUUGUGCCAGGGCGCCGGCCUCUCAGGGCACCCAGCGAGUGGGGGAGCUGCGUGGCUUUGCCAGUGGCCUCCCCUUUCCCUGCACACCCGCCAGCUAGGCCCCAUCAACAAUAUGGCUGGCCGGUGCGCAGCUUCCCUCCCAAGCCUCUGCGGGGAUUGCUCUCCCACAGCAGCAUGGGGGAGAGUUGCGCCGCCCCCAUGGCUGGCAGUGCGCAGCUUCGCCCCCCCCCAACUAUCCGUGGUAAUUUGGGAGUGCUGGGAGGAUAUUUGCACCCCAGUGCCGCAUCUGCUAAAGACAGCCCUGACGUUGAAUUCCAACCAUAUAAAUCAAUUACAUUUAAAAAUAAGUGUAACUUGGUCCAUUGGUUUUGAGGCUUUACACCCUCCUCUCCUGCCUGCUAGAGCAUGCUUACUAUUUUUGCUUUAUGUUUUCUAUUGUGGCAACCAAUGCAUUCCCCCCACGUCAGCUAAUUCUGCUGGCUGCUUAUAGAUGGCAAUGGAAGCAGGCAGUGAUGGAGGAUUGCUGCAUAAAAAUCCUAGAGCAAACAGGCUUGGACACUCAUCACUGCAUCUGUUCUUUCGCUUGAGAAAGUGGAAUGGUCUUCCCCACAAAGUUGUAUUCUUUCAGAUUUGGAGAUUCACACAUAAACUUUUUAAGAUGUGUUGUGGAAAGGGGGAUUAUUGAGUUGUCCUUGUCAUUGUUUUGAUUCUGUAUUUUUUGUUAGUUUCUUAUAUUGCGAUUUUAUAUUGUGAACCACCCUGAGAUCUAUGCCUAUAGGGCAGUAUACAAAUUUAAUAAAUAAAAAUAAAAUAAUAAUAAACUUUUCCUUUUCUUUGACAGAGGUGAGAUACCUGUCGCCCCUGAUCUGUGCCGUCUUCAUUGUUAUGAUUCCUCUUUGGAUCGCUAUUGCCAGGCAGAGUCCUUCCGUUGCUGAAGUCCUCAAGACUGGGUGGCAGCCAGUCAUUGUUGCCAUGGCCAUCAGCAGGUAAGCAUCGUGGGCUAGAGAUGGACUGGAAUUUAAGAGGUCUUGUCCCUGGUGCAAAUACGUCACUUCCAGGGACAAUUUCUUCCUGUGUAUUUGGUUUGUAGCUAACAUGUUCUUGGAGUGUGGAGCCUUAGGUAGCCCAAACAGUGCCAUACAUGCACAGGACGUGUCGGCAAGCUGGGAGAAUGUCCAGUGUUUACAGAGGUACAAUAAGGAAUAAUAAUAAUAAUAAUAAUAAUAAUAAUAAUAAUAAUAAUAAUUUAUUAUUUAUACCCCGCCCAUCUGGCUGGGUUUCCCAGGCCACUCUGAGUGGCUUCCAACAAAAUAUUAAAAUACAGUGGCCUGUUAAAUGUUAAAAGCUUCCCUAAACAGGGCUGCCUUCAGAUGUCUUCUAAAAGUCUGGUAGUUGUUCUUCUUUUUGACAUCUGGUGGGAGGGCAGGUGCGAGUCCCAACAGCGUGCAAUGAGGACAAUAUUCAGUAACCACAAGAUGCUGAUGGACUCUUGGUAUAAGCGUGAACCAGCCCCCAAACUGCUUAUGUGUAUGUGUUAAAAGAGACAAAUGAGGCCUGCAACAAAAUGUUGCAGUGUGCAGGCUUCCAGCCAUGUCCUUUUGCAAUAUAACUCUAUUUCCAUUGGCCCCCACUUCUUAAAAGGAAUCAGCUUGGAUAACUGCAUAAUGAGCUGAUUUGAACUGUAAACAGCAUAUCUCUUACUUAUUUUAGAAUUCAUUGACCAAACAACUGCUAUCUAAUAAUACACAGGCUGGACACACACGCAUAUUUAGGAUUAUCUUGGGAGGUCAGGGCAUGUGGAAAUGCAGCCAUGUUAAAAAAAAGGCAGGACCCAGCAUCAGAUGAUGCACAGGAAGAACAUACUUUGAGUAUUGACCUUGGCAGGGUGCCCUCUUGGCAGUUCCUCUGCCCUCAGGGGUUGGUGGUCCAAGAGAGGGCAGUCCCUAAGUUGUGGAAUUCCCUUCCCACAGAGGUGUGUCUGGCACCUUCACUAUACAGCUCCCUGCCAGUGCUGAAGAUUUACCUCUUCACCCUGGCUUGAGAUGCAUAUUGUUGCAUGUCACUCCAAUAUCCAAGCAGUGCAAGACUCCAGGGGUUCCAGGCGCUGACCCGAGGUCCGUGUUUCCUUUAAGAAAUGAGGCACAGUGGAGACUAUGAUGUCUUUAUGAUAUAUGGUUUGUUUACACAUAUAUACAACCUGAGCAUGCAAGGGAGAGGUUCACAACACUGACCCCCCCCCCCAAGGGUCUUGCGUCUCCCAUAGCUGCAGCUUUUGAUUCAAACACAGAAAUCAGCCAUCAUGCUCUGACCCUCUUUCCAGCUUGCCGACUUUAACAGACUGCAACCUUUUUUCUUAGGUCCUGUCAUAGGCAACUCUAAAGGCUCUUCUUCAAACUCUGCUUUGUUUCCAAAAACUAACCCUGAAUGGAGCGAAAGGUCACUUCCAUUUGCCAUCUGGCACAGAGCCCCCUCUAAUUUUGCUUUUCUAAUGGCUCCUUACCUUCCUUUUGUCCUCGUAAUGGCCCAUCACCCCAGGUGAUUUCUUGGUCAGGAAACUGAUCUGGCUUAUAUUUUAACAUUUGCCUUGAUUAAAUUCUAACCCCUACUGGACCCAGGAAUUUAGGGAAGUCUGGUAAUCAUGAACUCAAAACAAAAUUUUUACACCCCACCUUAUUUUUGUAUUAUUUGUUUUUUAAUAUUAGUAAUGUUUUUUAAUAAUUGUAACCUGCCAUGGGACCUUAGGGUGAAGGGCAGGUAAUGAAUUAUAAAAAUAGUAAGAAUAAUGCUGAUGGUAUGCAUAUUGCUAUGUGGAGAUACCUUCCAGAGUUAUAGUUCUUAUCUUGAAAUUUGUUCCAAUCACAUAUGUUUAUUCUUUUCAACUUUUCUUUUGCUUUUUAUGCCAACUUAGUUCAGAUCAGAUUUCUAACAGUCAUGGCAUGGCUAUAUUCUCAAGAAAAUACUCUGAAGCCGUAAAUGAUGAUGGUCCCCAUAAUAAAUGAAAUUUAUGGCCUUGUACUUGUCAUAUUAUUUAAAAUGAUAUGCUGUAAAGUGCUACAAGUUGUGUUUUUCAAUCUAUUGUGCUUGGCUGUUAGGUUCAUUAAAACAUUUUCCUUAUUGCUUCGGUGUUGAAGACAUUUCCUGAGUGUACAGGGGGGGAUAGAAUGUUUAAUAAUAAUAAUAAUAAUAAUAAUAAUAAUAAUAAUAAUAAUUAGUAUAUCUCCCUUUAUCCAAAAAUCUUUCCUGUUGUGGGAUUUCAGAGACGUACUAUUUUCCUUCAAGUCUUCCUAGUCUGGGAACUGGGGUGAAAUCUUUGUUAUCUUAAUAAAGUUGUCCGCCUGAAUGACAGUAGCAAAAGUAAGGAUUUCCACAGAAUAUUGCUGAAAAAUAUCAGGAUUAGAAGCAAAUGUAAUCAAAGAAGAUACUGAUUAUUAUACAGUCACUGAGUAGUGGGUUACUAACAGAUGAAGGAUGUACUCAUGUUCUCUCAUUUUUUAAAAACAGCAUCGGGGGACUUAUCUUGGACAAAACCAUAACCAAUCCAAACUUUGAAGGCAUAGCUAUUUUCACUCCUGUGAUCAAUGGUAGGUUGGUUCUUUUUUUUUCUUUUUCUUUUUAAGCAUGUCAGGCUGCAAGUGAAAUAUAUGUCCCUGUUUUCACCCUCAUCAUUGUAGGACUUAGAGAAUCCUCAUUUUCAGAUCCGUAAGCGAGACAAAUCCUGAUUGCCGCACAAAGGCAUUGUCUACCUAUAGUUGGAUAGACCAGAGACUUAAGGUCAGUAGUGGAGCACAUGUAUUGGCUGUGCAAAAGGUCCUGAUUCAGGCCCUGGUAUUUCCAGAUAGAGCUGGAAAAGACACCCAUGACAAUGCAAUUUAGUGAAGACAACACUGAGAUAAACAAUCCAUUGGUCUCACUCAGUAAAGCAUCUUCCUGUGUACUUAAAAUGUUAAAUUUCCAGUAGAAGAUUAAAUGCUUCAAAAGCUGUGUAUAGUACUUAACACUUUUGUGCUGGCCCUGGAAAUAGGCACAAGUGACUGGAGUAUUGGAUUUCUAGGGUGAGAUCCAAUGUCAGUCAUACUCAGGGUAGACCCAUUGAAAUGAAUUGAAUAGUCCUGGAAUUUCCCUUUCCGCAUAGCACUAACUGUGCACUGCAUCAUGAGAUACGGAAAUUGGUUUGGAACAAAUGUGGUUUUGAGCUUUCUUUAAAUAUAUGGAUAUAACUAAGGCAAAUAUUAAAACGUUCUAAAGAAAUAAAACACAAGAAUGAAGCAGAGGAUUGCUCCACUCUGAACUCAGGAACAGCAUUCAUGUGAACAGGAUUUUACCAAGAACUGUUGUCUCCAUCAAUGCACCAAAACGGGCAGCAUCAGGGAGCAUUCCAAGGAGUGGAAGAUCCCAGACAUAGAAGGCAUUGUCAGGUUUCCACAGAACUAACCUCUAUCUCCUGAACACGAAAGGUGACUUCUCCUUCCACUUCAGAAAGUUUACAUUUGUCUUGCAAUUUUACGAGGCCUUACAUACAUCUGAUUCACUCUUGGCUGAAUCCAGUGCCUCCAGAAGAACAUUGUGGCAAUGCUCUGCCACGCUUUGCUUUUAAAACUUAAGAGUCUUCUGGUUCUGUUUGUUUCUGAGAAAGGGGAUUGAAAGCAGCUGUUGGAUUUCCAGUGCUGCAGUUGCUGUGCCAGAUACGUCCUUGAGACUCAUUAUUGCCAAAGGUUUAUAGGACAAUUGCUUCAUAUAAUCUGAGGUGGUUGAAGACAUAAUGUUGCUGUAAAAUAGCCCUCCAAAGGGAGAUGUUCACUGGGGGCUUUCUCCUUUCAGUUACUUUAUGGGUCCUUUCUUAUGGACUCAGCUAUACAGCUGCAGGGGUCUUUUCCAGGGAGUCUUCUCUUCUCAUGAGGUGGCCAAAGUAUUGGAGCCUCAACUUCACGAUCUGUCCUUCCAAUGAGCACUCAGGGCUGAUUUCCUUAAGAAUGGAUACGUUUGAUCUUCUUGCAGUCCAUGGGACUCUCAAGAGUCUCCUCCAGCACCAUAAUUCAAAAGCAUCAAUUCUUCGGCGAUCAGCCUUCUUGAUGGUCCAGCUCUCACUUCCAUACAUCACUACUGGGAAAACCAUGGCUUUAACUAUACGGACAUUUGUUGGCAUGGUGAUGUCUCUGCUUUUUAAGAUGGUGUCUAGGUUUGCCAUCGCCUUUCUCCCAAGGAGCAGGCGUCUUUUAAUUCCGUGACUGCUGUCACCAUCUGCCGUGAUCAUGGAGCCCAAAAAAGUAAAAUCUCUCACUGCCUCCAUUUCUUCCCCUUAUAUUUGCCAGGAAGUGAUGGGACCAGUUGCCAUGAUCUUCGUUUUUUUGAUGUUGAGCUUCAGACCAUAUUUUGCGCUCUCCUCUUUCACCCUCAUUAAAAGGUUCUUUAAUUCCUCCUCACUUUUUUUCUAUAUUUAUUUCUAUAAACACUUUUCAAAAAAAGAAUUUUCAGAACGGUUUUUUACAUGUGUGUAGAUUCCACCUGAGUGACAGCCAGAAAUUAGUAGUAUUAUACAGUGUGCCUCAUGAGAUGGCACAGUAGAGAAGGAAAUGGCGUCAGGCCCUAGAGCAGGAAUCUGUGUCCCUCAAGAUGUUGUUGAGCUACGACUCAAGUCCCUGGCAAUGGGCCUGGGGGAAGUCUUAGUCUAACUACAACUGAAGGCUUCCAGCUUCACCGUCUUUCCCCCUAGAGGUUGUUUUUAAUUCAGCCUCUCAGUUUUAGCUUUGUUACGCUGUUCAAACACUCUGCGUUGUUUACCGUCCUAUCUCAUUUUAAUUGAUUGUAGUACGUUUUUCGCUCUGUUUUUCUUUUCUGCUUUGAACACCUCUUCCAGGUGUUGCAGGAAGUUAUGUUUUUCAUUCUGUUUUUGUUUUCUGCUUUGAACACCUCUUCCAGGUGUUGCAGGAAGUUGCAGGAUAGAAGUUUUGUCGCAAGUAAUAAAUAAGCUAGCGUGCCGAGAGCCUGUCAGAAUGCAAGGUGGCCCAUAUCCAGAGGAGACUAAUUAGAUUGAUGGUGCUGAACUUUUAAUUUGUCCUCUCAUUCCAUGGUUCCUUUCGUCAGAAUAGAAAUUGCUGGUACCGUAAUUACCACAGUUGCAGAUAUACUGCAGGUGGUUUCACAGCCAAGCACUGCAGCACCUGUUAGCUGUUUGUUAUAAAAGAACCUGUCUAUGCACAAGAGUCAAACAAGUUGUAUUAUAGAGCACCUGUGUUGGCUAUCUUAACUCACGAAUAUCCAGUAUGUGAUAAGGAAGGAGGGAAAUCUCUCUCUCUCUCAGAACUGGAAGUAUUUGGUUAUGUAUCUGGAGCAAGAGAAACAAAAGGAGAAGCCCUGUUACAGUUUGUGCAGUGUGACCUUGCAGCAGUUUUGCAAUUCCUUUUCUGGUAGUUAGAAAUUUGAGGAGGCCUCUGUCCCCUUAAAGAUUUACAAUGCCUGCCAAGGCCUCAAGGCAGUAGGAGCAGUUGCUGUGGCCCCUGUAGCUUCUUUCCAUUUCUCUGUGUAAAACCACAGUAGAGAUUGUCAUUGGAAGUCUACUCAGUAUCGAUCCAGAGUAGAUUCCAAUGCAUAAUUAGCCGAGUAAAAACUUAAACAUGUCACAGGAUUUCCAAAAAAUAGACCAGAGGCAAUUGUAUUUCAUCCAGCAGAGCUUUACUGUUACUGAAGGCAAAUGAGCGUAAUGGUCACAAAUCCAAAACAUUCAGGAUUGGCACUGUCCAUCCAGUUGCAGCAGACGUAACCUAAACACAAACUUAUAGUAAGACUAACCUUAACACUAUAUACUGAACACCACACCAGAAAGAAAAAGAGAGAGUGAGACCUAGGCUCUUUCUGGCCUCAUUAUUAUAGUCAGCAUGACCUUGACAGAAAGAGAUAACAGAUCCAGUUUAAACCAGCUGUACUCAGCUUCUCAGAAGGAAUAACCCAAACAUCAGUAACCUUCUGCUUGCUUCUUUCACACAGAGGAGCUUCCAGAACUCUCUUGAAUUAUGUAGAAUAGGAAAGAUCACUACACCAGAUUAAUACUUUCUGUACUGAGAAAUGCCAACUGACAGAGAUAGAAGAUCUUGGGAACUAUUAUUUUCCCACCCUGGCUCCUCUCUCACUUCCCCACCUCUAGCAGCUGAGCAUUGGCAUUGCUGGCCGUGCUUAAAGCUCACGCAGGGCAUUGUGAUCUGUACAGGUGUGCUUGUGCAGCUGCCAGGUAGGUGGUAGAAUUCUGGGGCAACACCAGUAGCAACAGAAACAGUUCUUCUUGUACAAAGCAUCCAUAGCACUAAUCCAGUUGUUGUUCUGUCAAUAUUCUAAUGCUUUGCUGCUGAUCAGGUGACAGCAGCGUUUCCUGCCUCACCAUCUGCUUGUGAGCAAUGCUCUAAAGGAUACUGAGGUAGAGAAGGCAAUGUAAGCCAGUGGCAGUAAGGCGGUUUGGUAGCUUAUAGGACAGACGUCUGCUUAGCUUUCAGACCUGUGGGAGUGCAUGAAUGGGUAUUGACUGAUUGCCAUCCUCCCAGUGUCUCCCAGCUAUUGAGGCUUAAAGGGUGUGUUCUGCUAAUUUUUUUGCUUUGCAGGCGUCGGCGGCAAUCUGGUAGCUAUCCAGGCCAGCCGGAUCUCCACAUUUCUGCACUUCUGGAGCAUGCCUGGAGUCCUGCCACACAAGAUGAGGCAGCACUGGCCAAAUCCAUGUACCACCUUCUUUAGUUCAGGUAAUCUGCUUUCUAGGUACUGGUGCCUAGCUACUCUCACAUCUAAAACCCCAGGGAGAACUCUACACUAGCCCAAAUUAUUGUUGUUAAUAAUAAUAUUAGUUGUAUUUAUUUGUUGCUUACUAUAAAAGAAGUCCCAGAGCAAUGUUCAGGGUUGUUGUUUUUCAAAAGCAGCAUACAAUAUCAAGUACACACCAGAAGAGUAAAAACACUGAAAGUGCUCAUCCUUUAGUAACAUAAGAGAGACACAUGCAGCCCCACACAGCUAAAACAUGGACACCAAUGGCAAACCGCAUAUAUAGGGGAUCUCCCAUUUGGGACCAGCUCCUUACUAGCGGACCAUUCCGUAUUCGCUCAGUAUAACCAGAGUUAUGAUGUCAUUUGCCUUUUCUCCUCUGCAGGAAUAAAUUCAAAGUCUGCUCGUGUCUUGAUCCUGCUAGUGAUCCCAGGGCACCUGCUGUUCAUCUACACCAUUCAUUUCUUGCAGGCAGGCCAUACGGCUCCCACCUUCACUUUUGUCUCCUUCUACCUGAUGGCUGCUGUUCUACAGGUAACCAGAAACUUGACUUCUUCUUUUUUUAGUAUAAGUUUGGGUUCUGCCAUGUGUUCCAGAGUCGAUCAGCCACUGUAGCUAUAUGAAUGCACCAGGGACAGACCCUGAUUUCUACAAACCACAGGCCACCAUCCUCAUCCCAGUCCCUUUUAGAUUUCUAAAUGUACAGCACCUGCUUGGAAGCCGCAGUAUCUUUUUAGUAGAGAUUUCUAGGGGAAACUGACUGAGUUAUCAGUGUAAAAUGCUGCAGGGUGGCAGAUUAAAUUCCCCCAUUUCCAGCUAGAACACAUUACCCUCUUUUCACACCUUCCCCAUGUCGCUAAGAAAAAUUAUCAGUCAAGCACCUUCCUUUUCCCAUGAUAUUUGAAUUGUUGAGUCAAAAUCUCUAUAACAGCUUGAAGUAAGGGGAGUUUGGGCAUUUAUGCCCUGCCUUUCUUCCAUCCUGGAACUGAUCAAGGUGGCAUAGAUAUGUUUCACACCUGAUCACCUGUCCAGGCACUGCUCAGACCGACAGCUGCUUAGUUGGCUUUAGGAAGGUGCUGGUUUCAUACCCAGAGGCUGCCAUAGCCUUCAUCCUUGCAUUUCGCAACCCGGCAACAGUUUCCUGCAGUAUAUUGCCCACAAUCAUCUACAGAGAAAUCACUCUGCAAGUGCCUCCUUGUGUGUAGGAGUUGUGUGAGAGUGGGACACCCAGUUGCACCAGUGUCUUGGUUGUGCAGGACCUCCUGUGCCACUGUUCUUCAGCUGGUGGGUCAUGGCCUGAUUCAAAGCGGGUCACAACAGAAGCACUGCCCCCAUGCAGACAGAUGGGAAAAGUUUGAGAAAUGGGUCCCCCAAGGCAUGCAUGGGCUAAAAAUGGGUCUUGGGUAUGAAAAAGUUGUAGAUACCUGCUCUACCCACAAGUAUACCGGGACUGCUCGUUAGACAACCCCAUGCAACCUGUGGCCUGCUCUGCGUGCCACACAGAAAUGCCAUCCCUUGUGAGUGGGACAUCAUUAUGGCUCCUGUGUCUUCCCUGUUGCAGCUGCCAUACCUCCCCCACCAGGAUGCAAUGACUUCGUGUUUAUCCUGAAACCAGACUGGGUGAAGGCAACACUGCUUCCUGCCCUCUGUCUACCUGCUAGUCUGCUUGCAGAGGGAGAGGGAUGGACAGAGCACACUUCCUUUGGCCCACUUCAUUCACUACUCCCCCCCCCUUGUGACCUCACCCUUCCACUUUAGCACGUGUGAAUGUGGUGGCAAAACUGGGUGGAGGGGAGAAUUUGACCCAGCCCUAAAUAUUCCUGCCCUCUAGGCUCCUGAGGUCCAUCGAAUCAAAGUUCCUCUAUGCCCCACUGUUGUUACCAAGUCCGGUGCCUGAGUAACAGAAGCCGUUCCCAGCAAAAUGGAAUGUGGCUGAUCUGCAUGCUGAUGGCCAUGUGGUUUCCCACCCCCUCUGCUUACAGGUGGCAAUCCUGCUGUACCUGGCUGACAUUCUUGUGCGGCUGUUCUGGAGAAAGGGCAUGGAUCCUGACAACUAUUCCAUCCCCUACCUCACUGCUCUGGGAGACGUCCUGGGCACUGGCUUCCUGGCCCUUUGCUUUCACUUGGUUUGGAUCUGCAAUGGGUUGAAGCCCAUACCAAAGCACUAAAGAGGACUUCUGCUGCAGCACUGACCUGCCUACUGUUUCAACAAGUAAAAUAUAUAUAUAUUGCUAUGGUGCUCUUGACACAGUCCAAACAGGGUACGAAGAAGAGGAUGUCCAGCUCCUUAAAUGGAAUGGCUUGGAUAUCCCUCCCCUUCCAUCUCAAUACCAUGUAGAUGUGAAGUUUGAAAGAUACCUACCAAUGAAAUGGCAUCAACGUGGACGCAGCUUCCGAAUGGGUUGUGAAACGCUGCUCCUGUCUACCUUCCUCUUGGUUAAGAAGUGUUAUUGAAAUGGCCGAGUCCGAAAAGCCCAUUGACGCUAAUGGGAGGCUGUCCACUGAUCUCAGUGGGGUUUAGAUUAUGUCCUAGAUGAGGAUGUUUCACUGUCUUUGCCAGGCAUCAGCUGGCAAUCAAAGAUGACAUUUUCCUGUCUGUAUUUCUUCUAUAUGUUCCCACACAGAGCGGGAUGGGGGAGAGAGAAUUAUGUCCAGGACUAGUCACACUCUGCACCAAAAAAAAAUAAAAAAUAAAAAUACUUUAUAUCCUACACAAAGGAAACCAAAAAAACUUUGCACCGCAAUAGCUCAGAUUCUGCCUCACAAUACCUCAUUGCAGCAUUGUAUAUAGCAAUUUAGGUACUUUACAUUUCUCUGUUUGCAUGCUGAUGCUUAAUUUGAGUGUUCUACAGAAGUUUCAGAGUGCGGACACUGCGGUAGCAGGAGUGGAGUAAAAGUUAAGAAGCGGGAGAAGGUGGCCAAGGAUGGGGGAAAUGUAGCUGGAAGGCAUAAAAUAGCCAGAACUGAAUAAUAAAGCUUCGUAUGGGCUGUUUGAAUGGUUUCAAACAACUGUACCCACCCAUAAAAUAUUGAGAGGCUGAACAGCUUCUCAUCCCACUCUCCACGCCAGUUGUCCCGUCCAAAACUGCUUUCAGGGUUUGUGCAAGGAUACUCAUAGAUUAAAUGGCCAGCUCCGCUGAUGGACUUCGUAAAUACUUCUUCAGUAACUGAGAUAGUUCCCUAGAGUGGGUUCUGAAGGCUCAUCUGGGGGUAGGGGUGAGCUUUCUGUAUUCUGUAUGGAAGUCACUGUCCUGGGGAGCAAUAUGCUGAUAGUACUCAGCACCUUUUAAGAGUUCUGUGCCCAUGGAUUUUGUCAAAUCACUUGUCCUUCCCAAGGCAGGAAAAUCAGCCGUGUUUAUCCCUGGCACAGUGCUCUUAAAACCCAGUGAGUAAUUGCUUAAGGCUUGCAACAGAGGCUGAGCAUGUUUGGCUUUCCAGGUGUUGUUGGUCUCCCAACUCCCAUCAGCCCCAGCCAGCACAUCUUUGUAGCCCAGAAGCAUCUGGAGGACCACAGGUUACCCAUGCCUGUCGGGAAGACCCAAGGGUGGAUUUUCACCAUGUCAUCAGCAUCAGUGCCAAGCGUGAUAGAAUUGUCAUUCUCUCUCCCUCGUUUUUUGUUUUGCAGUUUCAAAUCUCAUGAGUUUUUAUGGUUUGUAGAAACACCCACCCACAUGUAAAAUAAAAGUGUAAAAAUGGUUCAUGUUUUGAGAGUUUCAUUGUGGGUCCUGGUCCAGGACUGGAACAGUAUAUAUGGGAAAUACCUACUUCGGGUAUAGAUGAGGAAGCCUUCCCUUCCAAAUGAAGGAUAUAAGUUUGGUUUCCACAUUUUAGCCAUGGAAAAUUAUGCAAGUAAAACCUCGAAGUAUAUGUUUGAAGACCAAGAUGUCCAAUCCAUUGUGUCUUCCGGUCAGUUCACAAAUUGAAAAUGAAAAUAAAACAAGCAAGCAAAAGCAAUAAACAGAAAAAGCUAUUAUCUCAACAAUAAUGGUAGCAC